Molecule: messenger RNA, 44929 nt
Organism: Pelobates cultripes (western spadefoot toad)
Lineage: Eukaryota; Metazoa; Chordata; Amphibia; Anura; Pelobatidae
Source: the annotation of a GenBank genome assembly
CUGAAACCUUGUGUUUGAAGAGUUACUGCUAAAUUAAUAACAUCACUAACCAUUGUUUAAUUCUUCUAUUUUUACUUUAGUCAUUGAACACGAAUCUUUGCUUUUGAACACCUUGAGCUGGAAAGUCAUUUAAUAAGAAGUUUAUAGAAAUGAUUCUUCAUAUUUUAGAAUAUCUCCUUUUAAGGAACACAGGCCGGAGGCUCAAUAAAAAGGUAAGCCUUGCUAGUUUUAAGAGUAUACAAUUGUAUUGUAUGUGGAGUCUACAUGUAUCUGCUUGUUACCUGUGAAGACUGUUAACCUUAUAAUCACAGAAAUACAAUUACAAGAAAAAAAGCAAACUGGAGACAAUUCAUUACUUAGAGAUUUUAUUUACAGAGGGCUGCUUUCUAUGAUUGGCUCUAUCAGUUACCUACAAGCCAAUAAUGUUUAAAACAGCUGAGGGUAACGUUAUGGACUCGCUGCUGUUUCCAUGUCACCAAAUCCCAAAUUUAGCGCCUGCAGAGAAAGGUAAUUUCGCUACAGAAGUGAAGACAGGAAUCUCUAAAGUACAAACCAUAAAGAUGUGGAAUCCAGUGCUUAAAAACAUUGUUCUUUCAGUGCUUUCAGUUCAUAUGCGAAUAUUUUAACAAUGUUUAGAUGGACAUUUUGGAGAAAAUAGAAUAUUCAUGGUAAUAAUACGUUUUGGUAUGGGAGGUAACAACUUAUUGAUCUUAGAAACAAUUGACUGCCAUUUUGGAGUCAGGAAGGAAUGUUUUUUCUUCAUUUUGCAGCAAAGUGGAAAACUGUUUCAAAUCGUGUUUUCAGCUUUUGUAUCAGCAGUAGAAACAGAAAUGUGUGUAAGUCUAAAGUUGAUAAUGUGUAACUAUGUUAGCAGCUGCUGUGAUGUUUUACAUCUCCCAUAGAGAUUAAAGGGGCACUAUAGUCACCUAAAUUACUUUAGCUAAAUAAAGCAGUUUUAGUGUACAUAUCAUUCCCCUGCAAUUUCACUGCUCAAUUCACUGUCAUUUCGGAGUUAAAUCACUGUGUUUCUGUUUAUGCAGCCCUAGCCACACCUCCCCUGGCUAUGAUUGACAGAGCCUGCAUGAAAAAAAACUGGUUUCACUUUGAAACAGAUGUCAUUUACCUUAAAUAAUUGUAUCUCAAUCUCUAAAUUGAACUUUAAUCACAUACAGGAAGCUCUUGCAGGGUCUAGCAAGCUAUUAACAUAACAGGGGAUAAGAAAAUCUUAAUUAAACAGAACUUGCAAUAAAGAAAGCCUAAAUAGGGCUCUCUUUACAGGAAGUGUUUAUGGAAAGCUGUGCAAGUCACAUGCAGGGAGGUGUGACUAGGGUUCAUAAACAAAGGGUAUAACUCCUAAAUGGCAGAGGAUUGAGCAGUGAGGCUGCGGGGGCAUGUUCUAUACACCAAAACUGCUUCAUUAAGCCAAAGUUGUUCAGGUGACUAUAGUGUCCCUUUAAUAGGAGACUACUAGUUUCCAUUCUAGUUGGUAAAAUAUUACCACCAUGUGAAAUGUAGUCACUAGGUCAAGUAGAAUUCAAUUUAAAGUGGAAAAGACAAACUAGUAUCAGAAAACUCCCAAAUGUAUCUUAUAGGAGAUAUGUAUUUAUUAUUUAAGUGCAUUCAAAGGGACACUAUAAAAUCAGUAAAUCUUAACGUAAUGAUUUUAGUGCGUAGACCAGGUCCCCUUUCUCUGACAGAUAUAAACAUUGCCAUUUCUGAGAAUACACCUGACAGUCAAUAGACAUCUCCUUAUUAUGAUAUACAAAAAUCAAAGGUUUUUACAUUUUGACGUCAUCGUGGUGUGUGUGUGAUGUUCCUGAACAUUAUCAAUGCAUUGGUUUCAUUGCCUCUCUCCAAGAAGCAUCUGAUUUUUCUGAUUGCAAUCCUAACGUUUGACCCUGGCUCCAGGAUUUUUAGGAAAUUUAGCAGGGGCAGGUAUAGGAGCCAGUAAAUAUGUCACCAUGAAGAAUAAGUAAAAAUAAUAAUAAGAAUGCACCCACAGUUUUUCCAAUUCCAAAAACAAACAAUCAAAAUGAUUCAAUGAAAAUGCCAGUAAAUAUGGAAAAAUGUAAUGCGCUAAAAUGAUCUGUUUUACCUCUACAGGUGAACAUCUUCGGUAAAAAAAAUGUGUAUGAAUUUCUUACUCACUUGAAGAUGUGAACAAAACUCACUGGAUGUUGAACUACUGUCAGACUCUGGAUAUCAAUGGGCACACUUUGCAAUACGUAGCCACAUAGAUUUUUCUACAGUUUUCUUAGGGACAUCAUACUAUAUGGGCACCAUAGCCAACAAAUUAGGGAUUGUCAGCCAUAAUGGAGGACCAGCAGCUGUACAAGGCUAAUCUGUCAGCCAACAGCAGUGAUAAUGUGUUUUACCAGCACAUACAGUGUCAAGCAAAUAACCAGACUCUUAACCAUAGUUAUGACUCUGUGGACUUGAAUGAGUCCAUGUCACCUUCACCUCAUUUGUCUUUAGAUACUAGGGAUGCUACAUUACCUACAAGAGCUAAAAACCUUGGCCCAGUGGAUUCUGCUGGGCAGACUAACUGGUCACAGUCAGGCUCAGGAAACAACAUUGAAGGAAGAAGCCAUUUAAAUAGCUACGAUCAAAACUUACAAUGGAAUUCCCAGGCACAAAACGAAACGGCUGAUGCAUACCAGGCAACAUAUUAUUGUCAGAUGGGUGACAAUCGGCCCAAAGUGACCAGUGGUGCCUUGCACAAGUUGGACUCUUUUACACAGGUAUUUGCUAGGCAUAAUUUAAGAAUCCAAUCUUCAUCUCAGGGCAUCCAUGAGCAACCAUCACUAAUGGACAGUGAUAGUGCGCUUCGACAGUUGCUGUCAUUCAAGUCAACAUCUGAGCAGCAGACCCAUCCUAAUACCAUAGAUAGGUACCAACAAGCUCCCCAGCAAAUGCAGAGCAGCUUAGCAAAUCAACAGCAGAAGCAUCUCCUACAAACUAUGCAACAUUCUCAGCAGAACUUUUAUUAUGAUUAUCCGCAACAUGUAAACGAAUUGCAGCAAGGGCAGCAGUUUGUUCAACAAAUGCAGACUCAGCAGGUUUUGACGCAGCAGUCUCAGCAAAUGCAUCAGCCGCAGUACUACAUGCAGUCUCUACAUUCUGGGCAGCAGCAUGUCGCUCUUCAUGAAAUGCAUCAGUCGCAGCAACAGCGCCAGUUUUCUGGUCAGCUGCCCCAGUAUUACCAGACACAGGCUGCAGCGGCAGAAAUGCCUCACUCUAUGCAGCAAACGCAGCACCAUAAUAUGCAGUUGCAAUCUCAGACCUAUCACAGGGAUCGCAGUCAAAAGGCUGAUCAUUAUGCACAGGAUCAGUCUCACCCCAUGCAGCUGAUUCAGUUGGGUGCUGUGCCUCAUUAUGUAUACCAAAACUCUCAGCCGUUCCGCAACUUAAACAAACAAAGCAUGAUUCAACAGCAACUGCAGGAAGAUGCCAGCCCGCAAAAGACUUUCCAUAGUGAGGGCCAAAGCCAUGCCAUCAUGGACACCACGAUGGGACUUACCAAUGCAGAUAUCUUGGAUAAUUAUAACAGGGAGGAUAUGAGCGCUAUGCAAAAUCCUGUUACUCAGCAUCCUGUCCUCAUCCAUGAUGCCUCCUACCUUGCAAAUCAUCCAUCUUCAAAUACAGCUUGGCCUCAGGUACAGUGUAAUAGAGUAAAAUAUUAUAAUAAAAUCGUUUGUUGUGCUUUUGGUUUUGCUGUUAUUAAUUACCUACGCAUUAUUAUAUAGAGGGGGCAGAACAUGUUUAAGCACAUUUCCAUGUAAAAAUAUAAUAAUUCUGGUUUCUGCUGAGGUAGUGCUAAGAACUUUCAUUUGUGUUCCUGUGUUUGCGAAUGCCUUAUUAAAUUAUAUGGCAGAUUUACAAGUUGUAAUAUGUACUAAUUAUGGCGACAACCAUUUGUGGCAAUUUGGAUUCUCAUAUUCAGGGGCAAUUCACUAACAAUAGUACGGCCCAGACCAGAACAACCAAGAUCACCUCUGAAUGGCUAAAAUCACCCCUGAGUGGAAUCCUCCCCUAUUAAAGUUGAAACAUUUAUAAUAUCUGCCCAAGCUUUGCUCAAAAUUAAAAAAAAAAUUAAAAAUGCUUAAUGGGCCCCUACCUGUUCUUCCAUAAACUCCCCGUUUGUACAAUAAUUUGGUCCUUUUGUGCCCUGCCUUAGUUCAAUGUGUUCAAUCUCCGACUGCCUCACUAAGCAGUGAAAGGACACAGAUGGAGCUACACACACACCUUUACAAUUUGUGGGGUUGGGGGGAAGAACCAACACAUAAUUCUGCCCAAAGUGCCACUUCGAGUCCAAGCUUGAAUACUUUAGCAUACAUUAUUCAAUUAAUUAAAGUUCAUUACAAUCCAGGGUUUAGUAAAAUGCCCCCCACAGUAUCUCCCUGUAGAUGUCAGCAAAUAUUAUUGUCUUUAAAAUUGCUUGCUGCUUUAUAACUUUUUAUAAAUUUUGGACAAUAAUUUGGUGUGCAGUGAUGUACUGUUUGCAUCCAGCUUGUUUGUUAAGCAGUGCUCUGUUCUAUUUGUGUUCUGAAGUACUGAAAUAUGGCAAUCACCAUGGAAACCAGUAGGAUCAGCAGGUACAUGUCAUUGGUGAAUCCCUACAUUUAACACUUUUGCAACACUUUUGAACAGACCACUUUGAUAAAAUUUCCCGGUUGUUUGAGAUUCCUGGAUUAAGUAAAUAAAACACCUUUUACGUCAAAUUGGAGUAUGUGACUGUCAUUUCAGUGUGUAUCAUUCUAAAAAAAUAUAUAUUUCUAUGACAAUUCACUGAGGCCCAAUAUCACUAUCUAUCUAGAUAUUUAAAUGUUCUAUAUAUUAUUCUUCUGAUUUUUCUCAUUUUGUUUUACAGCAAAUGCCAGAUGACAAUCCACUGACCAUGUCUCCAGAACAUAGGUAUAUCUUCCAAUUGGAUGUUACAUUCUUUUUAUUUCGGAAUCUUGCACAUUUCACAGAAACAUGCACAUCAGUCUGAACCAUAAAAACCCAACCAGCAGUGUAUACGGAUGUUGUAUGAUUAGAAAUAUAUUGUUAGAUAUAAGGAAAAGGUUCUGUUAAAAAUCUUACACAUUUUAAAUCAAUUUGAUCAUACUUGAAUGAGAGUUGUGUACAUACUUAUAAAAAUUGGCAUCAGUACAUAAAUUAAGUUUGACAAAAAAAAUUUAAAAAAAAAAAAUAUAACUAAUUAUGGCUAAGCUUGUAAACCCUGUCAUUCUUCUGUUCAUAAACAUCUUUAGUGUCAGUGUUAGACAUUCCUGGCAGAGAUCAUUAUUUUAUACAGUAACACUAUCAAUUUAGAUAUGACUUUGUCUUGUGGUGCUUUUUCGUCAUUGGUUUCUUCCACAAUGUUUUCCUUUUUAAAUUUUGCUUUUAUCAUUUAAAACAUCAUCAGUAGAGGACUAUACCCCGAAAAACCCGAUUCCAAGACCAGGCUCCCGUGCUUAAUCUGUUUAAAAGAAUUCAGAACUUUACCUGCCCUUAAUGGACACUUGAAAUCUCAUGGUGGUGUAAGAUCCUCUCCAAUCCUAAAACAAGUAAGACAUCUUUAUUAUUGUACCUGCACUUUUCUCAUAGUACUUUGACCAUUUGGAGGGGUAGAUUUGUUUCUUGCUUAGCUUGCUGUAUGCCACACAUGGGAAAAAAAAAACUAUCCUACUGGAUUUGAAAAGAUUAGGUUUAUUUAACACCUUCACAAUUGCGUUACUGUAUUGUUUUUUUUUUUUUUAAAUAGUGUACAUUUUUUAUGAAGUCUGAGAUUGAUAGAUAUCACACAAACUUCAGACUAUUUUUAACCUUAGUCUGUUCCUUUACUCUAAGAUUCAAACCACAGAAGAAAAUAACAUAAAACUUACAUUUAUUCCAGUGCCGUAACAGACAUCUCACAACAGCUGCUCCCCCUUACAUUGACCCAUUAGGAUUAGUGACUUUUGUCCAGUCCAGUUAUUCUCAUUUGUCCCGUUAACACCGUUGUUGUGAAUAUAUUGGCAUAAAUGUACACAACAUUAUUUUUUUAUUCAUGCAUUUAUCCUUUAUAGAAAUAUUUGGGAGAUGGGAUGUUUUAUAGAUUAUAGCUGAAAUACCAUUUUCAUCAAAUAAGGUUGUUUUGUCAAAAAAAGAUUAUUUAAAAAAUAUCCAAAUACUCUCCUUUGGGGUAGUUGUAAGCAAUCUGCUGAAUUUGGAGAAAUGCAGAUUCUUAAACAAGAUGCUAUAGUAUGUGUAUGUGGGCAUAAUAUCCAGAUACAUUAAGUCCAGUUACAAAAAUAGUAAAUUUGUGUAAUAGGCGCUUGGCUAGUACAAAAAAUUGUAUUUUAAUGAGUAAUCUGCUACUACCUAUGUGGAAAUAUCACGCAGUGAUUUUAAAACAGAACUUACUCCCCAAGGUUACCAACGAGUUUAGCGUGAGUUUGGGCAUUGACAAAUAAGGUAAACACUUGGGGUGUAUACAAGGAACGAAAUUUGAUUUGCAUUGCAGUAUAAUACCAAAUUACCUUACCCUUCCGCUUCAAUGCCAUAAUUCACCUAAUAGUGAAACUGGUUUCUGUGGGAGGAGUCUAAUCAUUCCCUCUGCACUGGAAAAACAAUCGUGGAAGCUCACUAUCCAUACCCAGCCCGAAGGCAGUCUUUUCCUUAAAAAGCACAGAUUCCUGGUUUUAGCCAGGCAAUUGGACUUACUAUUAAAGAAACCUUUAAUUAGUGAUGUAGAUACCCACCCUAGUAAAAAAGGUAAAGAAUUUGUCACUUACCCUCACUAUAUAGAUGAGGUAUAGUUUUCUAUAAUAAAGAAUACUAAUAUUGUGUAUUAUAUCCAAUAUUGUGCAAAAAGAUGUAUCUCAAUAUUGGUGCACUCACAUUUAACUGAACACACCUACUAAAGUGAUCUGAGCCGGUCUUAAAGGGAAACUCCAGUGCCAGGAAAGCAAUAGGUAGUAGCAGCACUACACAUAGGUAGUAGCAGCUUACUCAUUAAAAUAAUAUUUUUUGUACUAGCCAAGCGCCUAUUACACAAAUUUACUAUUUUUGUAACUGGACUUAAUGUAUCUGGAUAUUAUGCCCACAUACACAUAUUAUAGCAUCGUGCCCAUUGGAGUGGUCUGGGUGCCAACUCCCACUACUCUUAACCCUGCAACUGUAAUUAUUGCAGUUUUUUUAUAAACUGCAAUAAUUACAUUGCAGGGUUAACUCCACCUCUAGUGGCUGUCUACCAGACAGCCACUAGAGGGCACUUCCUGAUUCAUAGCAAAGAUUUUCUUUGCUAGAGCGUCGCUGGACGUCCUCAUGCGUCGCUCAAUUCCCCAUAGGAAAGCAUUGAAAAUCUUUUUCAAUGCUUUCCUAUGGGGAGACCUAAUGCGCGUGCGUGGCGUUGCCGCACAUGCGCAUUAGGUUUCCUCAGCCGGCGGGCGGGAUCAGUUUCGCCCACCGGCUGACGAAAUCACUCUCGCCCACCGGCUGACGGAAUCACUGGGAGGAGCAACGCCGACCCAAAACCACCGUCGAGGGACGUCGACGGGGUCUCAGGUAAGUGACCUGAAGGGGUUCAGCUACCUGGGAUGGGAGGUGGGAGGGAGAGGGUACCUGCAGUGCCAGGGAAACGGAUUGCUUUCCUGGCACUGGAGUCUCCCUUUAAGACCGACUCAGAUCACUUGAGUAGGUGUGUUCAGUUAAAUGUGAGUGCACCAAUAUUGAGAUACAUCUUUUUGCACAAUAUUGGAUAUAUUACACAAUAUUAGUAUUCUUUAUUAUAGGAAACUAUACCUCAUCUAUAUAGUGAGGGUAAGUGACAAAUUCUUUACCUUUUUUACUAGGGUGGGUAUCUACAUCACUAAUUAAAGGUUUUUUUAAUAGUAAGUCCAAUUGCCUGGCUAAAACCAGGAAUCUGUGCUUUUUAAGGAAAAGACUGCCUUCGGGCUGGGUAUGGAUAGUGAGCUUCCACGAUUGUCUUUCCAGUGCAGAGGGAAUGAUUAGACUCCUCCCACAGAAACCAGUUUCACUAUUAGGUGAAUUAUGGCAUUGAAGCGGAAGGGUAAGGUAAUUUGGUAUUAUACUGCAAUGCAAAUCAAACUCCGUUCCUUGUGUACACCCCAAGUGUUUACCUUAUUUGUCAAUGCCCAAACUCACGCUAAACUCGUUGGUAACCUUGGGGAGUAAGUUCUGUUUAAAAUCACUGUGUGAUACCUUGGAUGUCUGCAUCCUUGAUUUAGGUAUAGCUAAACUAAUGUUUCAUUCGUAAUCAUAAAUGCCUCAGCAUUCACCCAUGACCCUCCAAUGGUCUGUAGUCGGUAGCAGACAGUUUGAUCUAUUCCACCAAUAUGAAAAUGUAUCAAAACCAUUGCAUACUUUCUGUAGAUUAAUGCUCAUGGCAUAUAUGUUAUAGCUAUAGAUAUAGAACAAACUUUAUAUUGUUUAAGUGGUGUGAGUAUAAAUGCCAUUUGGUUGCAGCAUUUCAGCUGUUUUAAUAACACAUAACUUAUUCUACUAUACACCUGAACAGCUGAAUUUUAGCUGGUUCUCAACAUAAUAUGCUUCACUCUGCUGAAUCACACCAAGGGACUUGUACCCUUUUAUAUGCCCAGAUGUCAGUAAAUGAGGUUCAACAUGAUUCUUAUUCCCAGCCAGAUCUGUUUCCACUUGUUGAGAGGUGCUGGGCUAUGCUUGGUAGGUAUUGAAGGGCUCUAAGCUGUGUUUGGGGGUCCCUGGUUAUUCUUGUGUCCAAUAUCUGUUACAGUAAUCCAAUAGAGAUCAUUUUCAUAUGAAUCUCAUUUUUGAAUUUGGAAAAUUCCCACUAAGCAGCAAAUUUAGCGAUGAGUCCAAUAUGAAAAUUCUAUGAGUGUUCCAUGAGUGUUUACAUCUGCGGAUCCUGUAUGUUGGGGGCUGAAAGCCUUUAAUUAUCUGUACAGGAUGAAGGAGAGAAGGAGGAGAUUAGUGAGGUGGAUAGCCUCACUCCAAUCGUCAUGCCUGUGUCUGUGCCUGUAAAGCUUGCACCGUCCGAGCCUAACUGCAGCACGGAUAUGGACCAGCCCGAGAGCUGUGUCUCCGAUGAGGAAAUGCCAAUCCUAACCAGGAUGACUUACUCACCGCCAUCCUCCCCCAAGGCGGUCAGCUCAUGUGCAUCUUCUGUGAGUGCUUCUCUCUCUGCUGCUAUCUGUUGCCAUGUUUAACCCAUUUGCUGACAGAAGGACCAAAAGCUCCCACACAAAAUUUAGCAGGGCUAUAAACUGAGCUAUAGUCACAGGUUAUCUAUAUUAGCCUAUAUUUUACAUUUUAGUGUUCAAUUCACUAAAUAUGGGAAUAAAUUUCCAUGUGAUCUGAAUGUUUAUAAAAUGAGUCUAGGUUCUUUCUCGCAGCAAAUGGGGCUUUUGUGUUUUUACUUGUGUAUGGUUUUAUUUGUCUUGUGCUUUUUCACUAUGUUUAAGGGCUUCAGCCCUCUCUCUUACAACCAUUGCCACCAUUUGUUGUGGAGGGUAGGGUAAGGGACCAGAUGAAAUACUGUAACAUGCGUGUUUUGGGAUGGGUUUAUAGAAUGAUGUUUUUCGUUGUUAUUCAUUGGACUGGGAAUUGCAAUUUAUAGAUGCAAACAGCUGAAUUGGAAAGAAUCCUCAAUACAACUAUUUUUCCAGUCUGGCUAUUUUUCCUUGUUAGUUCACAGCAAGUUUUGGUUAGUGACUAACUAACUGGAAAGUUGGGAAAACUGUCCACUUAAUUGCAAAUUUUAGGCAAAAAAAUAACCAAACUAGAAAAUAUUUGGAGAACUGUUCUUUUAUAUGCAUUUCCCCUGUAAAUUCCACACAGUUUGGUUUAGUGAGACCGCUGGGUCGAUAAAGUCAAUUCCCUGCCGCCGUUACUGGUUGACACUUAUAGAUAGCGGUAGCGCUGCCCAAUGUUUAGAUGUAUCAGGCAUAGGAAAUAUACAGACACAAAGUAGUGCCUACUUUGUGUUUGUAUAUCUCUUGACUAGGUUGCAAUUUCAGUGAAAUUGCAACACAGUCAUAAUGAGUAUUUCAUAAAGAUUCUGUCUUUCUGAAAUACCAGUUUUUCAGGGGAAGGUGACAGUGCCACUUUAAGGGAACCAGUCCUUUUUCAGAAUUUUUCAAUAUUCUGUAUACUUAUCGUCUGUAUUUAGUAAAUAUGGUUUUGUAAGGUCUGAAAAUUAAAUUAAAUUAAAUUAAAUGUGGAAACCCACACAUCUAUCCUGGUACUGGGUGCCUCCAUCUUGGCUGCCUCUCAAUGUCACCCUAUUCUGUCAGGGAACAUAGAUAUUGGAAGUGGAGAAACUAAAGCAAUAUUUCUGUUCUCCUACUCAUUUGCAUUGCAUGUUCUAGCUGUGCCUUAGACUGAUCAGGGUAGUGAUGUCAAUUGAUAAAUAUUUAAUAUACAUUUUAAAGAAAAGAGAGGUUCACAAGGUUAUAGACACACUAUAGGCACCCAGACCACUUCAGCUCAUUGAAGUGGUCUGGGUGCAGUGUCCCAGGUCCCUCAGCCCUGCAGUGGUAAUUAUCUGCCAGGGUUAACUCCACCUCUAGGGGCUGUCUACCAGACAGCCACUAGAGGGUCUUCCAGGACGUUAAGCAACUUUUGGUUGCCUCACUGACGCUGGAUGAGGACAUCCAGCGUCACCCGAAACCCCAUAGGAAAACAUUUUAUAAUGCUUUCCAUGGGGGAAAUGUCCUAAUGUGAGCAUGGCCAUUGAGGAGCAAAGGCAAAGCCUGAAUCAGCACAGAGGGGUAUCGGCGCUGGAAUCAGGUAAGUGACAGACAUAUACAAACAACACACAAACCUAUAAAGUGCAGUGCUCCUAUACAAACGGUAUUUACCCUUAAAUUAAGGGAUGGCAGAUACCAUAAGGAUUCCUCAAAUUCCUUAUUCGAGGUUUUAACCCCUUCUGCAUCAUGGAAGGGGGCCCGUGAUGGAAGGGGGCACUAUAGAGAGCUGUAGUGCCAGGAAAACAACUUUGUUUUCCUGGCGCUAUAGUUUCCCUUUAAAUCUUGAAUACCAAAAUAGUGAGUGCAAACCGUGGUUUAAAGAAGAUUUUUUUAAAUUGACUCAAAAUGAACAGCUGACAGUAUUAUUAAUGACAGAAAUGCAGAAUGCCUGAUAUGAAUAAUAUAUGACAUCUCUACUGACCCAACAUGAGAUAUUAGAGAAUUAACUUUAGAGAUUUUUAGCAGGUUUUAGGUGAUGGGGAGAUAUUUGGAGGGGGGGUGCUGUAGGGUAAAAUUUACAUACAGUGUAUCUGUGGUAAUGUUGAAGUCGCAAGUCUGGAGAUGUUAAAGAGAAAUAAAAUGUAAAAAUCACUAGAAACACAUAUCGUGGUUAUUUAUUAAAGUGAGAAUUCAAAAUAAAAUAGCAAAACUGGAAAAAUUAUCUAAAUUAGUUGUGCUUUUAGUUUGUCUACUCUGGCCUUAAAUUUAAAAAAAAAAGCUAAAAGAAUCAGAACCGAAAACAAAGUCUAACUCUUUCAGAGUUCUGGAAAUUGCAGGAAAUAUCCUGAGGAAUAUAUUUUUUCAGUUCUGGUUUAAAUCUGCAAUUUCCCUGGUUGUAUUCCUGACAAUUUAGUGACCUUGCAUAACAAUUCCAGACCUGUGACCUACUAUACCACUAUAUUAGAUUUCCAUCACAGGUAUAUAUACAGCAUUGCUGGGUUCCACAGGUAAGGCUCUAAUGUGACCAUGUACAUGGAAGAUUAUUUAGUUGGAUGGAGAGCAAUUUGUGAAUUUGUUGCAUUUGUAUCUAGGACAUCAUCCGAAAACUUCAGCAGGCUGGGACAAAAUCAAGCCAUCCAGGGGAAAUCCUCAAAACCCAAUCAGAAAAAAGAAAGUAUCAGCACAGGCCAGAGCCACUCUUCAUACCCCCUCCUUCCUUUAAUAUAAAUGCUUCAUAUUCAGGCGCUACACUGUACCAAAGUCAGCUACGCUCUCCCCGUGUCAUCGGGGACCACUCAAUACUCGGAAUGCAGGAGCUUCCCCUGUAUACUCCACCUCCUAUGCUGAGUCCUGCUCGGCAAGGAUCCGGACUGUUCAACAGUGUCAUCACAGCGUCUCACAAUGGUCAUCUUCCUCUCACCCCUCUGACACCCACCCCCAGGGUACUGCUCUGCCAAUCUAGUAAGUAUAUUUAACUGAAUAAGAUAAUUAACUGCAUUAUUCUAUUCUUCGUACUUGUGGUAUCUUGAUGGCCACAUAACAUCCAUCUGUCUUUCAUUGAGAAAUGUGUAUAUUUCAGGCUAGUACAACUGACACCCAUCCUCUGUUGUUUAACUACAGGUCCUGUUCCAUCACUGUAAAUCAGCUGCCACACUCAUUGUGUUUACAAUGUACUAAAUGUUGAACUCAGCAAGACCCAAGCUUUUAAUGUUCCUGCUGAGUUCAGUGCAGCAAUCACUUAUUUACUUUUCCGGAAUGCAUAAAAGGCCAGUAAAUAUGACUAAAUAUAAACUAAUUCUAGCGCACACUGUAUUGUGCCCAGGGCUACCAUGGCCCUGCCCAGAAAGUCCUAAAUAUUAAUGUUAGAAACUCUUAAGGAGUAGAUUUAGCCCUGGAUCAAUUUCAGAAGUCAGACAAUACAGGUGUAGUUGACCAAGAAAUCCCAUUGAUUAUCAUUGUGUUUUAUUUCUUGGCUAAAUGAUACUAAUAUUGGACAUAUGUUCAUGCUGGCUUUAACCUUAAUGUUGUGUGUAAUGUUGCAUGACCUCUUAUCGCAAUACCUUCUGCUUGUUGUUCAGACAAUUUUAAAGAAGGCAGCACUCCCAUAACACCAGGACCUGGAGAGAAGACUAUAAAUGUUGAACCGUAAGAAUUUCUCCCUAAUUCCUUUUAAAAUGUAAUUUAACAGUGCGUAUUAAGGUUUGCAUUUAGCUUGAGUAUGUUCCUUGCGGCAUUUUGAAACUCUUAUGUCUAAAAUGUUUUUUAAAAAACAAAUAAACAAACAUGUAUGGCCAUGGUUUAGACUCUUACUUUUUCUAUAGUUAUUCACUGAGACUUUCCUUGCAAGUGAGUAAGAAUGUGUAUGUGUGUGUGUGUGUGUGUGUUGUUGCAUGUGUAUUAUGUAUGUAUGUAUGUGAGUGAUGUGUUUGUGUAUAUGUUUAUUUACAGCUGCUGGAAACAGAACAAUACACAUUGCUUUUUAAUCUGCUCCAAUGGCUUUCAUUUCUCAGGAGGAUUAAUAUAGGCCCAAGGUUCCAGGCCGAAAUUCCAAAAAUCAAAGGACUGUCGAGUUUAGAAAAGGAACAGCACAAAGCAACUUUAGUUUGGAAACCAUGGGCCGAUCUAGAAACCAGGGAAUCACAACAGAAAGGUUAGCUCCUGCCAUAAUCAUCACAAAUAAAACAUGUAUUCAAUGUGCUAAUAUGUAUUGAAGGGGAAUUCAUAUUAUACACUCAGUCUCUUGUAUAAUAUACAUUGUUAAAAUAUUUUUGACCAUGAUGUAUUCCAGUUAUUUGAUCUACUCGUUUAUCAAAGAUAAAUAUAUUUUAAAUGACCACUGUGGGCACCGUAACAACUUCAGCAUAAUGAAAUAGUUAUAGUGCCAGGAGGUCCAAGGCAAUGGCUUACCUUUAGGGGUUAAACUGUUCACAAAAUAUUCAACCUCAAAGUCUUGAAUCCAAUUCUGUUUUAGCUCUGCCCCUGUUCUUCUGAUUCUUUUCAAUUGUUGAAAGAGUAAGCCUCAGACAGGGACGUCUCUAAUUGGUUGAGAGUGUCAGCUGUCCCUCUAAGCCAAGAAGUAGUUCCCCAUUUACAGAAUGCCUUGAGAAACAUACAUAUUUUUCUCAAGCCGCUUUUAUAAAUUGGGAGCUACUGAUUGGCUUAGCACCCCUGUUCGAAGCUUCCUCUUUAUAAAAUCAGAGAGAAGCGGAAGGACAUGGGGCAAAGGUAAAUGGCGCUAAAUUCAAGACUUUGUGGUAAAACUGUUUGUGAAUGGUUAACGGUAAGCUGGUUGAAGUUGUUAUGGUACCCAAAGAUUCCUUUUAACUUGCUUUAAAAAGUGUAUAACACUGCCUAACACUGCAUUGUGGGUUCCACUAGAUGUUGAAAAUCAUGAAUGCAUUUAUAACAUAAUUUUCAUUAUAUGUGCCAUGUUGGUAUAUAUCAAUAUCUCCCUCAAACCUUGACUUUGUGUCAUAAAAACAUCACUGAGUAAUUUGGAAAGCUUUUAACAAAAAUAUCAUAAGGCCUCUGUGAUUGGACAGGUUCAUAAAUGGGAUAGAACUGAUGUAAGCAAAAAUAGAUGGAUAAGAAAUGAAAAACUAUGACAUUAAAUCCCAUUUAGGUAAUCUCACUCAUGUAGAAAAUGGAACCAUGAUGUAAAACACAAUAAGGGGAGAUAAUUUAAGGUCAACUGUGAGCCAGAAAAAUCUACCUAGGCCUGAAAAAUCAGCUAAAAUUAGCAUGCUUUGAUUCAGUGAGAAAAUUCUCCCUUUAAAAAAGCAAAAAUGGUAAACCCUAUGCUUGAAAUGAUUGAUUGAACUCUGGAGAUUGUAUAUAGGGACACUAUAAGAAAUAUAACCAUUUUAUCUCAUUGAAUUGGUUAAAGUGCCUGCAGUCCUCUGACACUGUCCCUCCAUGUUAAAUCACUUUCUAGCAGUUUGAAACUAAAUAAAGGUCCCUGGCAACCCAUAGCAAUGUCCCCACAGUAGGAAUGGCUUAGGCAGAGAAAAUGUGCUUCCUUAGUCGCACCAAUAAAUACCAGCAUUGUUUGAACAUCUGUGGACUUGAUAAUAAUGCGUUUGUGGUAUCUGGUUCUUCCAUACUUUUCCAAUGAUAUGACAUAUUAUAUAUAUAUAUAUAUAUAUAUAUAUAUAUAUAUACCAUAGCCCUUCCAGAUGUUUGGUUGUGUGCAUGUGUGUGGGAUAGAGUUUGUUCAGAGGGAUCAAAUGUAACAUUUGUCUCUGGUCACCUAAGGUGCAAUAGUACAUCUGAUAUAAGAACAUUCAUAUAUCUCGGUGAUGAUGGACCCACUUUUAGAACAUUGACCUACAAUUGUUGAUUUGAGAGACAAAACAACAUGCCUGGCUGCAGGUGUUUGAUGGCCAGUGUUUAGAUAGUCUUAUAUAGUUUCUAUAUUUAGUUAUAGUGUUUAGAAAAUUCUUAUGACAGAUAUAGUGUUUAGAAAAUUCUUAUUACAGAACUUAAUAAUUAUAUAUCUCAGAAAUAUGUGUCUUUCCCCACAGUGGACGUUUUCCUGAGUAUGUCUUGUUCCAGCGUGAUGCCCGGAGGUGGAACAAAUCUGGAAUAUGCCCUUCACACCCUCUUUCAAGCGAAUGGUAACAUCUUGGUAAGCAUCUACUUAGGCUAUUAAUGGGUACAGAUCAAUGCGUCUAUCUGAGUAUUACCAGAUUGACAGACAUAUCUCUCACAUAGAUUUUCUUGUGCUUAGCUUCCUUAUUAUAAGGCAGUUUCAGUAAAAUAAACAUUUUUGUCACUAUAAGAAUUUUACAGUAUUUAAUAGACAACUAUUUCAUUUCCUGGCUUUCGUUUGUGAUGUGGCUUUUAAAUUUCUAAAAUAUAUUUUGUGUUUUACCAAUGGGCAAGUGGGAUAGUCAACAUUACUACUACACAUUGCAGUGGCUAUGGUGUUUACGCUGACCCUCUUAAGGCCUCCUUUUAAAAUAUGAACUUUACCCACUAAACUGAGAUUGGUGAUUACAAAAUUGUAUAGGAUGGGCAUAUAGAUGAAUUUAGAAGAUGUGAUAAAAUGAAAACCAAAUUUGCUAAUUUUCCUUUAAUAAAAUACAUGGCUUUUUUGGGGGGGUGUAUUUUUGCUUAUUUUUUUAUAUUUUCAUUACCAUGCUGUCAGUAUGUUUAUUAAAAUUCAAUGUGUAUUGUUUGUUUGUAUAUUAGACUGCUUUGGAGAUACUACUUCUGGAAAAAUCUCCAGAACUGAAAUACCGUUCAGUGACAAAUUACCACUAUGCAGGUAUGAUGCAUUCAAUAACUUAGAAUACUUUUGAACUGUUUUAUUAUUUGCACAGGCUGUACAUCACUGUUUCUUAAUAGAGGCAGGCAUAUCCACAUUUUAAAGAGACAUGCCAGAGUUCUAUUCUAAAUGUAAUAUGAAGACAAUGUAUAAUGCAAUUUUAUUUAAAAAAAAAAAAAAAAGCAAUGAAUUUAAUACACCCCUCCCCAUUUAGUGGCACUUGCACAUGUGCUUAAAGGUUCUGGUGUAUUUUUUCCCCUUAAAACCUCGUGGGAAAGAGAGAGCCCAAGUUUUCUGAUACAAAGCCUUGGUAUAAUGGACUGUGGCCGGUAACUUUUUUAUUAUUUGCAUUUGCCAGUAACGACCCAGCGUCUAAGUCAAAUGGUCUAAUACACGUUCUACAUGAAAAUAUUUUUAGACCAUUCCCUCUUAAAUUUCUGGCAGGUGCAAAAACGUUAUUAUCGGCUCUAAUACCUUAUAUUAAAUAUUCUCCCAGAGAUCAUUCUGUUUUAUCAGAAAUCAGAGACGGAGCGAACUCUAAGAGUUAUUGGCUAAACUCCAAAUUAAAAUCUGAGUGUGAAAUAUGGGCUAAAAUAUCUGAUUUGGACACAUUUUCCUAAUGUGGUGAUAGGCAUAGCUUGAGUAUUAUAGCGUACAUAUUGUCAUUUGUAUUUCAAGUCUCUACAGUUUGGAAUUCAGUGAACAUCCCAUUGUCAGUCAAUCCUAUUUCUCCAUGAAAGCUGUACAUUGUGCAGGAGAUGCUGAGGUGUGGGUCUCUUCUUUCUGGGUUGUGUUGUUUUUUGUAACCAAAAAAGAAAUCAAUGCAGCGCCUAAUCAUAAUGAUAUAGAUGUAAAUAUAUAUAUUUUUUAUUCUUUAUUUUUCGUGCAUAUAGAAAACAUAGUAGCAAGCAAUGCCACGACAGCUCUUGCCCGCUUAAGCAUCAACAAUCAAAGCAAUGAUGGGCAUCUGUGAACAAUACACAUUUUACUUUAAAAUUUAUGAUAUGAGAGACAUAUGUGGAGAUCAGCCAUUGUACCCUGUGUGAGUGUGUUGGCAGUGUUAAGUUCUGUGUAGGUGUUGACCACAUCUGGGAUCACCCAUUGCCUAGCAGUUGUGUGAGUGUGCGUUGUAGUGGGUUUGUCCAUGAACUGGCAUGGGGAGGAGUUAGAGUUCUAGGAGGAUACUCGAGUGUGGUUGGGCGAUAUAGGUGAGAGCCAUCGCUUGGUCACGUAGUGUGGAAGCUUUUGUUUGUUUGUAAGUAACUCGUUAUGCUUGCAUAGGGGAUUGUUAGGGUAUGUGUGGCAGAUCCUACUAGCAGUCAGAUGGACCACGCUAGAGGAUUAAAGGUACCAACAAGGAAAUAAAAUUAAAGGUACAACCAAUAUAAAACUGCUGCUAGAAACAUAAGGAAUAUUAAAAAUAAAAUAGAUUAUAGCAGUCUCAAACUGUACUGGAUAUGUUCAUUGUGGAUGGUGGAAUGCAAUGUCCCCUUAAUCUGCGUGACCUUUAGUGCUUCAGGUGGGGUGCCUGGCAGGCGAUGCUCUCUCGGGGUGAACUCCCGUAUGUUAGCGGGGUUUAGCCGGGACAGUCCUGUUCCUUUUGUUGGUGCCGCUUGCAGUAUGCCCGCUGAUGUAAGAAGUGACUCCAGUUCCUUAUAGCUUUGGGCUGUGUGGGUAGUCCCGUCGUGGGUGAAAAAUACAACUCGCGAUGUUCCCCAUCGGUAGGGAGUCUCCCUGGGACGCAGGUGGUGUAGGAGCAGUUGCAAUGAUUUCCGCCAGGUAAGGGUGCUCAUGGUGAGGUCUGGAAAAAUUUUCAGUUUUUGCGCCCUCGAACAUCAAGGAUGUUUUAUCCUUUAAUGCAGCCAGGAGUGAGACUUUAUCCGAUAGUGACUGGAACCGCAAAAUGAGGUCCGCGGUUGCGGCUGCAGGAGCCCGGGCUGGCUUUGGCAACCCGUCCAACUUCAGGGAUUUCACCUGUUUUGGUGGGAGCACGAAACCGAGGAAACGCCUGACAUAGUUCAGUGGGGUCGACCGAUUUUCACGUUGUAUCGUCUUCUCUGGUCCUCUAGUGCGUCUAGCCGGUCUGUUGUAGCGUUUUGCCGUUCCUCCAGGUCUGCCAUUCGUUGUUCGACCUUGGUUAGUGGAGUCAUGGCUGCUCAAGCAGGCCUCCAGAUGGAUGAUUUUGGACUCUGCUCCUUCCAUGGCCUCUUUAUAGUAGGCCAUGUCUGCCGCCAGAUCCUUGCGUAGCUUCGCCAACAUUUUUUUAAUUUGAUCAGCAGUGACCGGGUCCCCUGUUGUCUUGGAUUCAGUGCUGUGGUCCGGCGUGAGUCUGAAUGACGCUUCUUCCAUGAGGUCCAUGGCAAACUCCUCCGAGGAGUACGAGGAGAAGUCGUCCGCCAGCGCCAUUUUAGACCAUGCAGGCUGUUGCGUGUUCCACAGCAUGUCUCCAAUGUCCCUGCUGUGGGUGCAUUUUUCCGCUUUUGCCUUCUUUGUUUUUUGGCCCAUGUUCUACCUGUCGUCGGUAGUGUGGUUUGUGGGGUCUUUUGGGCUCAGAUUCCAACAUACAGGGGUUCGUUAGAGUACAUUUGAGUCGGGGCUCCUAGAGGUGCGACCGCUCCGUUGUGUUGCUAGCUCCGCCCCCGCAGAUGUAAAUAUUUUUAUACGGCAUAUUUACCUAUAUAAGGUUUUAAGGGUUAGAAACCUGUCUUUUUUUCUUUAGUUAACUCUUCAAGCUGUUAGACAAAAUUUUUAAUCCAAGAUGCAAGUGUGUAUCACAGUUCUAUCAUGCAGAAUAUUUGCUCUAUGCAUUCUCACCCUUUAUACUCCUGAAAUAUCUAUUAAACUCAUUUCAGAUAGAUCUGCAGGCUUAUAUAGAGCAAUAGCCAGUUAUUGCCUCAAAGUGGACUUUAGUGCUCCCUUCAUGAGCCUGACCCAGCCUUCCAUUAUUAGAACUCUCCCCCCUUCUCAGUGGUACCAAAACAGUAGAAUCCCUUAUUUUGCAUUUAAAGGAUGGAAAUGAUGGGUCUUUAUUUCUAUUCCAAUGAAACCCUAUAGCCUCCUGCUUUCUGGGGCCAUUGAUUUGAUUCUGAAAGGCACGCUCUCCCAGUGAAGGUACAUUGUGGUAUUCUGUGAAAGUAUGAUUGUGGAAACAUUGCAUUUCUUAAUUGCUUUGUGGUCAGUGACAAUGACAUGGUCUGGUUUAAAAACUUGAUUUAUAAGCCACAGCAAACACGUUAUGAAACCGUUCAGCUUUAACGAUCUGACAGAUUUUUAUAUGAAAUCACUGGAUUUAGUAGAUGAAAUUUAAAAAAAAAAAUAACCCUCUGAGUGACAGAAUGGCAAGCAGCACAUUGCUUAGUACUUAUGAUGAUUAAAUAUGCUAGUGUCGAAUUUGAUCUGGCUGUCAUUUUAUGGUUAAUAGGCAGUGUGCUUUAAUCAGAUUAAUUUAACAAGAUGCAUGUAGCCACGUUUAGCUUCCUGACUUCCUGAAUUUAGUCGCAUAUGUUGGAUUUUUUUUUUAUAUUUCCCCUGAUUUGUUAAUAUUGAUUUUUUUAGUGUGUUGGUAAUAUCUAAUGAUAUUACCAACACACUAAUAUCACUGUAAAAAUGUAUCUGAAUGCAUACAUGAAAAUCACUGUAAAAAUGUAUCUGAAUGUAGGAUAUAUAAAAAAAAAUGUUAGGGGGCAAUAUGUAUUUUUAAAAACUAAAAAGGAAAUGUUUGGGCUUUAUAUGACAUAUUAUAUUUUUUCUAGUCUAGAUUUUGGUUCAGAAAUCUAAUAUAGCAUUGAUGCUAUUUCAUUUGUUAAGAUAAUUGGAAGUAAAGGAAAUGAGUAAGGGGGGCUUAAGGGGUAGAAAUGAGUAAGGCGGGUUAAGGUGUUAGGUGUUGAAAUGAGUAAGGGAGGUUAAGGUGUUAAGAUGAGUAAGGAAGGUUAAGGUGCUGAAAUGAGUAAGAAAGGUUAAAGGGACGCUCCCAACCCCUAAAGUAGCUUGCGCAAAUACUUUGUGUGAAAAGUGUGUCCACUUCUUUUCAUUUUACAGAAAGUGCAGAUUUCAAUAGAAAUCAACAAUUUUAUGAAUUAACCUUGUUACACCCCUCAACCAGACAACCUGUUACUUCCGCAGAUUAGCGGACCCGGAAAACAGAUGUUAUCAGUGGGGGAUCAGUGCACCCCUUAAUACCCAUGGAUCUGGUCAGUCCCCAGAAAAACGGCAGCAGCGCCUUUCCUCCCACGUUCUCUGGGAUUCUAGUGAGGCUACUGCUUAACCUAAAGUGUUGGACCUGCUGGGUGAGCCCCUUAAUCUGGCACUGUGCUUCCUGUAGUUGACUGUCUCCAUCACUUCUACUGCUGUAAUCUUUUGAUGGAUCACUCCAAUUUCGGCUUGGGCCUCCCAAAGGUCGGCCUUUCAGAAUUCUCUCAGAUCGAUUAGGAGCCUCUUGAUGUCACCUUUGGUGGAUGGAGUUGGGUCUUCAUCCGACUCAGAGGACUGGUACCCUCCACGUGCUCGUAGAGAGGCAAGUAAUUCUUCCUCCUUGUGAGAAUUCUCAGAGGCUUCCAGGUUACUACGGGCGUCAGGUGCCAUCUUAGGCAGUGCUGGUGGUGUAGGCCUCUCGAAAGAGAGUCUGAUAUCUGGUAGGCGAAGGUUUUCAGAGUGAGUUUACUUCUUCUUGUGCCCCAUUGUGUCAUUUGUAGUGGGUUGUGAGUAUUUUAGUCUGAGACUGGAUAUUAUUGAGGCCUGAGUUGUUUUAUUGUGGGGUCACAUCGGAGCCUCGUGGAUAGACGUCUGGUUAGGUGCUCAGCUGGUCACGUCCCCAAGGUUUAAUUUUUUAUGCUUAUAAAGUAUAGUGUAUAAUUCCUGCUUUUACAGAGCAUUGAUUUCUCCAAUCACAGGUACUGUGUUACAUUUCUCUAAAAUGUGUAAUUUUACCCAAGAGCAAGGUGUUCUCAAAACAACAUUCUUGUACAGUUUGCCUGUGAUUUAAGCUGUGAUAUUACAUAGAUAUUACAUAGUUACAUAGCUGAAAAGAGACUUGUGUCCAUCAAGUUCCGCCUUCCUCACAUAUGUUGUUGCUGUUGAUCCAAAAGAAGGCAAAAAACCUAGUCUGAAGCGCUUCCAAUUUUGCCACAAACUAGGAAAAAAUUCCUUCUUGACUCCAAAAUAGCAGUCAGAUGUCUCUUUGGAUCAAGCAGCUAUUACCCCACUAAUUAGAAAUUAUAUCCCCGUAUGUUAUGUUUUUGUAAGUAUUUAUCGAAUUGCAGUUUAAACCUCUGUAGUGACUCUGACAAAACCACCUCUUCAGGCAGAGAAUUCCAUAUCCUUAUUGUUCUUACUGUAAAAAAACCUUUUCUUUUCCUUAGAUUAAAUCUCCUUUCUUCCAGCCCAAAUGUGUGACCUCGUGUCCUAUGUAUAGCCCUGUUUAUGAAUAGAUUUCCAGAUAAAGGUUUGUACUGGCCCCGAAUAUAUUUGUAUAAAGUUAUCAUAUCCCCUCUCAGGCGCCGUUUUUCCAAACUAAACAGAUUUAAUUUUUUUAACCUUUCAUCAUAACUAAAAUGCUCCAUUCCUUUUCUCAAUUUUGUAGCUCGUCUCUGGACUUUUUCUAGUGCCAUGAUAUCUUUCUUUAGAACAGGCGCCCAAAAUUGCACAGCAUAUUCAAGGUGUGGUCUUUCCAGCGAUUUAUAAAGAGGCAAAAUUAUAUUUUCAUCCUGAGAAUUUAUGCCCCUAUUUAUACAUGACAAAACCUUACUGGCCUUAGCAACUGCAGAUUGACAUUGCAUAUUGCUGCCUAAUUUGUUAUCUAUAACAAUUCCCAAAUCCUUCUCGUGUGUGGUUAUCCCUAAUUCCCUACCAUUUAGUGUGUAAGUUGCUUGUGCAUUCUUUUUUUUAAUUUUACAAUUUUUAUUGGUUUUGCUAGUGGUACAGAAGAGAAAUUGGGUGGAGGGGGGUGCAUGAGUUGCAGUCAUCAAACAUUUUAAGGACAUCAAUACAGCAUCAAGUGCGGCAUUCAAUGUACAACAUUGCCGUUUCAUCUUCCUGGUGAGCAAUUGUUCAGUAACAAUAGGGAAAAAAGGAGGGGGGGGAGAGGAUGAGGGAACAUAAAUUAAUUGCGAAGGGAGGGGGGAGGGAAGAAGGGAGGAAGGUUCAAGGGGGAACAUCCAGAUAUUAUUUUAUCUUGAGUCGCCUUUCGGUGAUGCUUAUUUGGCCCUUAUGCAUUCCCCUUAUACAGGGAGUGCAGAAUUAUUAGGCAAAUGAGUAUUUUGACCACAUCAUCCUCUUUAUGCAUGUUGUCUUACUCCAAGCUGUAUGGGCUCGAAAGCCUACUACCAAUUAAGCAUUUUAGGUGAUGUGCAUCUCUGUAAUGAGAAGGGGUGUGGUUUAAUGACAUCAACACCCUAUAUCAGGUGUGCAUAAUUAUUAGGCAACUUCCUUUCCUUUGGCAAAAUGGGUCAAAAGAAGGACUUGACAGGCUCAGAAAAGUCAAAAAUAGUGAGAUAUCUUGCAGAGGGAUGCAGCACUCUUAAAAUUGCAAAGCUUCUGAAGCGUGAUCAUCGAACAAUCAAGCGUUUCAUUCAAAAUAGUCAACAGGGUCGCAAGAAGCGUGUGGAAAAACCAAGGCGCAAAAUAACUGCCCAUGAACUGAGAAAAGUCAAGCGUGCAGCUGCCACAAUGCCACUUGCCACCAGUUUGGCCAUAUUUCAGAGCUGCAACAUCACUGGAGUGCCCAAAAGCACAAGGUGUGCAAUACUCAGAGACAUGGCCAAGGUAAGAAAGGCUGAAAGACGACCACCACUGAACAAGACACACAAGCUGAAACGUCAAGACUGGGCCAAGAAAUAUCUCAAGACUGAUUUUUCUAAGGUUUUAUGGACUGAUGAAAUGAGAGUGAGUCUUGAUGGGCCAGAUGGAUGGGCCCGUGGCUGGAUUGGUAAAGGGCAGAGAGCUCCAGUCCGACUCAGACGCCAGCAAGGUGGAGGUGGAGUACUGGUUUGGGCUGGUAUCAUCAAAGAUGAGCUUGUGGGGCCUUUUCGGGUUGAGGAUGGAGUCAAGCUCAACUCCCAGUCCUACUGCCAGUUCCUGGAAGACACCUUCUUCAAGCAGUGGUACAGGAAGAAGUCUGCAUCCUUCAAGAAAAACAUGAUUUUCAUGCAGGACAAUGCUCCAUCACACGCGUCCAAGUACUCCACAGCGUGGCUGGCAAGAAAGGGUAUAAAAGAAGAAAAUCUAAUGACAUGGCCUCCUUGUUCACCUGAUCUGAACCCCAUUGAGAACCUGUGGUCCAUCAUCAAAUGUGAGAUUUACAAGGAGGGAAAACAGUACACCUCUCUGAACAGUGUCUGGGAGGCUGUGGUUGCUGCUGCACGCAAUGUUGAUGGUGAACAGAUCAAAACACUGACAGAAUCCAUGGAUGGCAGGCUUUUGAGUGUCCUUGCAAAGAAAGGUGGCUAUAUUGUUCACUGAUUUGUUUUUGUUUUGUUUUUGAAUGUCAGAAAUGUAUAUUUGUGAAUGUUGAGAUGUUAUCUUGGUUUCACUGGUAAUAAUAAAUAAUUGAAAUGGGUAUAUAUUUGUUUUUUGUUAAGUUGCCUAAUAAUUAUGCACAGUAAUAGUCACCUGCACACACAGAUAUCCCCCUAACAUAGCUAUAACUAAAAACAAACUAAAAACUACUUCCAAAAUAUUCAGCUUUGAUAUUAAUGAGUUUUUUGGGUUCAUUGAGAACAUGGUUGUUGUUCAAUAAUAAAAUUAAUCCUCAAAAAUACAACUUGCCUAAUAAUUCUGCACUCCCUGUAGUUUUAGAGCCAUUGUUCUCAAUGGCCGUAUCUCGGCCUAUCCUCCUUGGUAUUUCCUGCCUGUACGCUCUUCUGGACUUUAUCGGGAAGCGUGGUCCUGCACCCUGGCUCUUUUCUUUUUACAAGUUCAAAACUGGAAACUAUACAACUACGGCAGUCACCUCUCCCUAUGUGUUUCACUCCCCCUCCCUGCCCACUCUCAAUACCCAUUGCGCAUGGGCCAAGUUGGCAUAUUUGUUUGAGGGACUUUGCCUGUUCAAUCCCUUUUCGUAUAUCAGAUUCGUAGUAAUUUGUUGAAUCAGGGCCUCUCUAGUGGGUGUGUGAUCUUGCUUCCAUGCCCUAGCUAUUAGGGUAUUUGCUGAUAUGAGGAUAUGAAAUAGUAAACGUGAGUCUGUGAUGUUAAGCUCUUCCAACCCCAUAAACAGGAGUCCGCACUCCGGUGUAAGUGUGAGUUCUCUGACUAGGGCCAAUCUCGCUACUUCCUCAACUUCCCUCCAGUAUAUUGCUACUUUCGGACACGUCCACCACAUAUGAUACAUUGUUCCCCUGUCUCCCGCAUACACUAGAGGUAUUUUGGUAAAUCUUUGCCAAUCGCUCCGGUACCAUGUACCAACAGUAUUGGAUCUUGCGCAUUUGUUCCAAGUGAGAGGCACAAUUCGUCCUCUUCUUGUGCGCUAAGAAUGCUUUUCCCCACUGUUGUUCAGUGAAGGUUUUUCCUAUAUCCACCUGCCCAGCUUCCUUAAAUUUGUCUGGGGGGUCUGUGUGCGGUCUGUGUAGCUUCAUGGGCUGUUUUGUAGCUGUACACAUCUGUUCGAUGUGUUUUGCGUUGGCCGUUGCAGUGGUAAUGUUAGAUCCCUGUAGCAUGGAUUUUAGCUGUAGGUAUUGAAAAAUGGUGUUGUGUGGUAGCGUGUAUUUCCUUUGUAUGUCUGGGAAGUCAAAUAGUUUGUCUUUGUCAUAUAGGUGGCCUACCCUGUUGCACCUCCGGCUUAUCCAGGGUCUAUAGUCAAAGGCUGGGUUUGCCAGAUGUAGGCUGUAUAGGGGGGUCGCUUGCGCCCACCCCCGUCUUGUCCCGAUUGUUUUGUGGCCGUGUCCCAUACCUUCAAUAAGAGUUGUGUCGUGGGUGGCACAUCCUGGUGAAUUUUCCUGUGUCUGUGAGGUAUCCAAAACAGAUAUUUCAAGCCCUUGGGACAUGCCCAAAGGCCUCCAUGUCUACCGACUGCGGUACUUCCUCACUGGCAUGUGUUUGUAUAGCAGUGGCCAGGAUAGCCGCCUUAUAGUACUGCCGAAUGUCCGGCAUUCCCAGGCCUCCAUUUGCCUGCUGCCUGCACAGCACUUUCGCUGCCAGUCUUACUUUUCGAUGGGCCCAUAUGAAGCUCGUAAAGAGCUUGUGUAGGUUAUCUAGGUAGCUUUUUGGUACGUGGAUUUGUAGGGUUCUUAUGAAAUAUUGGAAUUUCGGCAGCACUAUCAUUUUUACUGUGGCCAUCCUUCCAAGCCACGACAGGAACUUGCCUUCCCACCCCUUCAGUGUGUUUGCUAUAGACUUCAGCAAUGGGUCAUAGUUCGCGGCUAUGAGGUUUCUCUGAUUUUUUGUAAUAUUGAUUCCUAAGAAAGUUAAAUGGUCUUGUCUCCAAUCUAGUGUGAAUGACCUCUGUAGAAGGUCUAGUGUGCCUGCCGUGAUAGCCACCCCCAUGGCCUGUGUCUUUGUAAUGUUGAGUUUGUAAUAUGAGUGGGUUCCAUAUGUAGUUAUCUCUUUCAAUAGGUUGGGGAGGGAGAUCUGGGGUUGGGUAAGUGUCAGCAGGACGUCAUCUGCAAAUAGGUUGGUAGUAUAUUCUCGUUCAUUGAUCCUGACGCCAUGUAUGUUUGGGUUAUUUCUUAUCUUCACUGCCAACAGUUCUAGGGCUAGAACAUAUAGCAGGCGCGACAAGGGGCACCCCUGUCUGGUGCCAUUGGAUAGUGUUAUUGGCUCUGAGAGGAACACUGAGUUAAGCACCUGGGCCCUUGGCGAGCUAUACAGGGCUUCCACUACUGAAACAAACCCUUCCGGGAUGUCAAACUUGCUCAACACUGCACGCAGAAAUUGCCAGUUUAGGCGAUCAAAGGCCUUCUCUACGUCCAGGGAGACCAUCAGCCCCCCUUGCUUCUGUUUCCUAGCAUUGUCCGACCCCUGCCUCCCCUUGACGAAGCCUACUUGAUCGCUGUGGAUAAUCGUUGGCAAUAUUGACCCCAACCGUAGUGCGUAUGUUUUGGCCAAGAUUUUAACGUCGGUGUUCAGUAGGGAUAUGGGCCUAAAGUUCUGUGGGGUUGUGGGUGGCUUCCCUGGUUUAGGUAGGGUAACUAUGUGCGCAGUUAACAUCUCAGGGGGUAAAGCUCUGUGUGCAGUGGCCUGUGUGUAAGCUUUGACUAAGUAUGGUGGCGCUGAACUUCUUAUAGUACAUGUUGUCUACCGCGUCAGGUCCCGGGGCCUUGCCCGAUGGUAGGGUCUUUAUUACAUUCCUUAUUUCCUCUUCACAUAGUGGUUUUGUGAGUUCCAACUGCUGUUGGGCAGUGAGUCGGGGCAGGUGUGUGUCUUUCAGAUACAUCUGUAUAUCCCUCUCUAUUGGUUGCGGGGUUGUGGGGUCUAGUCGCAGAUUGUACAAUUUGGCAUAAUAAUGCGCAAACUCAUCACUAAUGGCUUUUGGAGUGGUCAGUUUCAGGCCUGUGUGUGAGGUGAGGUAGGCUAUCUUUUGUGAGACUUGUCGUGUCUUAAGUCUGUGCGCUAGUAGUUUGCUAGCUUUGCUGCCUUGGGCAUAUUGUUGUAGCUUCAGGCGUUUCAGGUUGUGUUCUGUGCGUUCUAGUGCUUGUGUGUGCAGACUCCUAGUGAUUUGGAUUAUGCGUCGGCGUCUGUCAUCCGUGGGGGAGAGUUGGUUCUCCAGAUUUAAGUCAUAGAGUUCUUUUUGUAGCUCAAGUGUUAGUUUUUGUGUCUGUUUUCGGAGGUAUGAGGCCCGACAUAUCAGUAGUCCUCGUACCACAGGCUUAUGGGCCAUCCAGACCGUUGUAGCCGACACAUCAGGCGUCUCAUUUUCCGCAAAGUACUGUUUCAUUUGUGUGGUCAGGUCGGCCACAAACUGCGGAUUGAGAAGAAGAGAAUCACUGAUUCUCCAUGGGCUGCGGUGUUUGAAGUCGUAUAGGUCUUUCAUUUCCAGAAGUACUGGCGCGUGAUCUGACCAUGUAAUAUGUGCUAUGUUACAGUUUAGGAUUUGAUUGAGGUGGAGGAGAAAUCCAUCUAUUCUAGAGUAUGAGUUGUGGACGGGUGAAAAGUGCGUAUAUGCCUUCUCCGAGGGGUGUGUGAUUCUCCAUGUAUCCUAGUAGUGGUAUGUGUGUAAUAGGGUCUAGAGGUCCUUGCCCUGGCGUCUGAGGGUUUUAUAUCGGCCACUAGAUCGGCGUAUGGUUGAGUCCAUGGUCGGGUCAAAAAUGUGGUUAAAGUCACCGCAAAUGAGUGUUAUACCUUGUUGUAUAGGCGCCAGGGUUUGAAAUAUUUUGUGUAGGAAGUUUCUCUUGUUUUGAUUGGGCGCGUAUAUACUCGCAAUGGUGUACUCUAUGUCAUUGAUCGUUCCCACUAUCACCACGUAUCUGCCCAAUUGAUCUAUGUGUUGUGAUUUUAGAGAGAAGGAGACAUGUCUACUUAUCAGGAUAGAAGUACCUUUAGCUUUAGUCGAGGAAGUAGAGUGGAAUUGGUGUGGAUAUUCCAGCUCCAUAAUCUUUGGGUGGUCCUUGGUACGGAAGUGGGUCUCCUGCAGGCACACCACUUCUGCGCAUUGUUUUUUGAGCUCUCGGUUUAUAAGUGUCUUUUAGUCGGGAUAUUCAAUUCUCUCAUGUUAUGUGUGUAUAUUUUCAUGUAGGGUCAGACAUGUAGGGUUGUGCUGUGUAUUGCGAGUGUUUGUUGGUUGCGGGAUCGCACGCUCCUCCCAGUGCUAUCAAGCGGAGCGAGUCCACCCCUAGGGUCUGUAGUGACCUCCCACAGGUGCCCUGGUAGUUAGAGGUUCGUAAUUGCACUCCACUUUGGAUGAUAGUGUGCGCACUAUUAUGAUUGUUAGAAGUGAGACCACCCACUUGGUCCCAAUCCCAAUCCCCAGCGGUGCGGGCAACAGGCCACCUCCCACUGAGUACCGUAACACGAAAAUAUAACCAAACAACAAAGAAAGUAUUUACAAAGUUGAACCUAUGUGCCCUGUUUGUGGCUUGGCACUUCAUCCAAGUGCCUUGGGGGUAGAAGCUUAGUGCUCCUCUGCCUGGGGGGUACAUGCGCUGCGCGCCGGGCCUUUUUGUCUGUGGCAGUAUGUACCUUUAAUUGCGUUUUAAAUGUUUAGUUUAACUUUAGAUUUAUUUUUUUUAGAUAUUUGUAGUAACGUAGUUGACCCCUAUUCUAGGUGUCGGGGUUCGAUGUGGUUGCCUCUUUUGGAUCCUAAUCCCUUUAAUGCUCAGAGUUAUCUCUUAUAUCUGCACCCUGGUGCUUUACCCGCCCUGCUUAUAGUUCAAUCCAUGAGGGAAUUAGCUAGGUAUGGACAAGCCCUUGGGUAAAGUCUGUGGCUUUAGGCCCUCUCAGGCACCACUGGUCUACAGUCUAUGUGCGUUUCACUUGUUUCCAAUCCGGUGUUAACCUUCUUGGCUCUUUAGACCGGUUGUUCUGGUGUUCUCUUUCUAUACCCCAUUCUCUCAGGGCGUCAGCCCCUUCCUCUGGAGUUGCUAUUACCAUGGUCUUCCCUGCUCUCUGCACCAGCAGCUUAACUGGAUAUCCCCAGCGGUAUAGUAUGCGUGUUCUCUAAGCGCUGCAGUGAUGUCCUGGAAUUCUCUCCUCUUUUGAAAAGUGUAUGCGUAGACAUCCGCGAAUAGCAUGAUGCUGCGGUACUGCUCUGGUAAGUCCUUGCGUGUUCUACUGCUCUUCAGAAUAGCCUCUUUGGUGUGAUAGUAGUGCAUGCGCACCAGUAUGUCCCUGGGUGCAUCUUGGGGCAGAAACUUAGGUCUCGCCGUCCUUUGGACGCGGUCAAAGAGGAGCAUAUAUUGUGGGAUGUCUGGCACUAAUGCUUUGAGGAAGGCCGUGACAUGUGCUGGCAGGUCAGUUAUGCCCACAGAUUCCGUCACCCCCCGCAUCCGCAGGUUGUUACGGCGGCUUCUGUCUUCUAUAUCUGCCAAUUUUACCUCCUGUGUUGUGAGACGUUCUGCCAUUUGCUACAGUCGAUCUGCCAGUUCAUUAUGCGCUUCCACAGCGUCGGCCAUUUUCUCCUCAAUUCUAGAGGUCCUGGAGCCGAGAUCUAUGAGUUCCUUGCACAGAUCACCUAUGGAGGUUUGUACACUUUUCAUUAUUUUGAUCGACAUCCCAUCUAACAUGCUUUGCAUUAUUGCCUGGGUUAGAGGCCCUUGAUCAUUGGGCGCACAGUGAUCUGCCUCAUUACUAACUUUGGCGCCACCCUGAUUGCCCGCCGGCUGAGAGGAUUCUUAACCCCGAAGUGCAUAACUUUGCAUUUCUCUACGUUAAAUUUAAUCUGCCAUUUUAGUGCCCAGUCCCCCAAUCUAUCCAAAUCCCUCUGCAGCAAAGCAAUAUCCUGCUCACAUUUUAUUACUUUACAAAGUUUUGUGUCAUCUGCAAACACUGAUACGUGGCUUUCAAUGCCUAUUUCAAGAUCAUUUAUAAAUAUGUUAAAUAGAAGUGGUCCCAAAACAGAACCCUGAGGGACACCACUUACCACUUUUGACCAGCCUGAAAAUUUACCAUUAAUUACAACUCGUUGUACUCUAUCCUUAAGCCAAUGUUCUACCCAAGAACAAGAAUAUUCAUCUAGACCAAUUUCUUUUAGUUUGAAGACUAACCUAUUGUGAGGAACCGUAUCAAAUGCCUUGGCAAAGUCCAAGUAGAUCACAUCCACUGUAACACCCUGAUCUAUACUUCUACUUACUUCUUCGUAGAAUGCAAUUAGGUUAGUUUGACAUGACCUAUGUUUCAUAAAACCAUGCUGAUUAUUGCUAAUAACAAAGUUCUUCCCAAUGAAUUCCUGAAUAUUAUCACUUAAUAGGCGUUCAAAUAUUUUCCCAGUUACAGACGUUAAGCUCACAGGUCUAUAAUUUCCAGGCAAGGAUUUUGAAUCCUUUUUAAAUAUAGGCAGUAGCGGGUGUUGCACGAUUUGGAAUGUGAGUGGACAAGCUUGAGGUGGGCUUUCUUCCCCUUUGCCUUCUUACCAUCAAGAGCUUUUCGCGGCUACCGUUUAGUGCCAACCAUUGAGUGUUGUUGGGAGGCAAGCUCAGCCGCAUGACAUCACUCCGCUGCUUCUCCGUCACUUGGCAGGGUUUUUUUGCCCUCAGACCUUUGCCGGGGUGGUGGUCUUGCUCAGAAGCCCGGUCUUCCGGCGGAGCAGAUGUUGCAGGGAUACGGGUUCAGUUCUGAAUGUGAACCCAAAACUCCUGGCAUAUCAUUAUUAUUAAAACAAACAUUGAAGCGUGCCUGCCAGCACUGGCUCUCCAAGCCUUCAGGAGACAGUGUAGCCCAUGCACGGCGACCAUCUUAGGCUUGCCACAUGGUGCUGUUGUGUUCAGGUCGAUGGGAGACUCUGCUGGUGCAUGGAGGGUAGUUCCCUCAGCAGGGUCCAGAGGGGGGGUUGCAGGGCUUCAUGUUUGAUGCGGGUCCAGUGGUGGGAGAUCGGCCGCACCCCCCACUCACCGGGCCGUCAGGCGUGGUAGGCUGCGCGGUCAGACAUUGCGUGUACUCAGCUAAAGCCUUUAUAAUCAGGUGUGCUUGAAGUGUUCCCUCUCACAGUGCCCAUUUGCUGCUCACUUAAGGCUGUGCUCUCUGUGGUAUUGGGCAUUAAUAGCCUAUAUUUAGCUUGGUUGGGCAGGAGCUGAGAUGAAACAUGUCUGGCCAUCUUGGCUGUCAGGCCCCGCCCACCUACUGGUAGCAUUUUUAAUGUAAUUUUUGGUUGUUAACUUGCGAUCUGUCUGUUUUGGUUUGUUUGCAACUUUAUUAGUGUUUCUCUAAGGUAAAGGGUAAUUCAACAUGGAACCCUUUGUUUACUAUAGACAGUGGGGUAUCCGUAGCACCUCAUUGAUUACACCCACCACGGUCAAAUCAUCAUCGGUUGUUGAAUUUCUUGAGCAAAAGGAUCUGGUCAGCAAAUAAAGUUGGAACUACCUUUGUUGGAAUUAUUCUGAUAUGCAAAUUGUUUAAGUUCUUUCUUUAAUUGCACAAGUGAGCUAAAACUAGCUAGACAGGGCAAGCCAUUUAAAUGUUGUCUGUUUUGCUUUACUUUAAUUUACUUUUACUAAUACGUUUUUUUUUUUUUUGGUUGUUUUUUUUAUUGAAACAGGUACUUGAAAAAAAUAUAAAUAAAAAAAUAGUUCCAUGAAACACAACAAUAUGUUUCUUUAGAAUCAGGAGUAAUUAUCUGUGUAUAAAACAGUGAUCCAUCACAGCAGAUAUAUAUAUAUGGCUUAUGCAAUGUAUGAUCAUAUAAUGUAAAUGUAAAAUCUGUCAGCAUUGAAGUUGCUGUUUAGUGGAUAAGUGAGUGCGCUGGAUCUUGUGUAUUGUAUGAAUUGUCAGCAGUACCCCAUUUAUGCAUGCUCAGGGGGAGGGGCUUAAUCUACCAGUUGAUUGAUAGUGGUACACCUGGACUCAAGCUUAAAUGAACAUUCUGUAAAUGGAUAGAAUACUAGUUUUGUUGUCGACAAUCUGACUCCAACUGUAUCACAGUAUAUAUAGCCUCAUUUCUAAAACAAACAUGGUGGUAUCUAUACAUAUAAUUAUUACAUAUACAUGUAUGUAAAUGGCUUUGUCAUAACACAUAGCCUGAGCACCAGUAGGUAUUAAAAGCUGUAUAUAUCUUGUAUUGAUCAUUUUAAAAUAUACUCGGGGUUUUUCUUUUUAUUAAAAACAGGUUUCCAUCUAACAUGUUGGCAUUUGAGGUAUAUAGCAUCAUUAGUGAGGUCAAAGAAACAUUUCUAAUUUCCUGUACAGAAGAAUUCUUCUCUGCAAAUCAAAUACUCUGAUAUUCUCUGAAAGUAACUGUAACUGAAUGUUUGAGAGUUGUGAAUAAAUUCAAAAUGGCUACCUCCAUGCUGAAAAUCUAAAUUUCAAGUGGUCAAGUAGUAAUUCCACCCAAACUAUGGUUUAGUUUGGAUAGAUAAAAAAUAUUAUUAAUUUGUUUGCACUAAUGUUUUAAAAUAAUUUAUGGGAAAACAUUUUCAUCUGACAGUGCUGGCUUAAGAGCACCGGUUAUUGCAAUAUUGAUGAUAGAAUACACAGGUUCUGAUAUAUUUAUAAUAGGUUAGUGUAACAAUUGAGUAUACUGUUUGAUAGAAACAAAGUGGUGGUUAACAUACUUUUGAAGAUGUCGGAGGCCUCUGGUAGAAACUGAAAUGUAUUUUUAUAUCUCAGGCUCAGAUAAGUGGACCUCAGCUGAAAAGAAGAAUUUUAAUAAGGCUUUAAACACCUGCAGCAAAGAUUUCUUCCAUGUCCAAAAGAUGGUAAAAAUCUAAUUUCAUUUUUUUUUAAGUAUGUACAUGAUGAGUAGAAAAGAAUCCAAACAAGGGAUGAACCUUUGUGAAAAUAUAUUAUUUUGUAGGUCAUACUUAGAGGACAUUCCAGACCUCAAAACACUUCAGCUUGCUUAAGUACUUUAUGUAUGAAGAGUGUGUCCUAUUUUCUUCAUUCUACAAAAAACCUGUAGAUUUCAGUAGAAAUUGACAAUUUUUACACUCUUCUUCCAGCUGCCAGUCAGAUGACAUGUCCUGUCACUUCCCGGUUUGGUUAGCUCAGUGAAGCUAAGCUCAAGAGGCAGCAAAUGCCCAGAGCACCUGCCUUGCAAAGACUUCUCAUUGAGCUGUUUUGGGAAGUCUGUGAUUGGACAGCCACAGAGAGUCUGGGCGGGUUUAGAAGGGGAGGGCUGGCAAAGGCAGCAGAUAAGUAAAUGCAGGUUUAGCAAGCUGUUUUACAUAUACCCCAAUGGAAAAAUGCAUAAUAAAAUGUAUGCAUGAUUUAAUUGAGAACAUAUCUACUAAAUAGUGUUGUUGUUUUUUUAUUUUGCAGUGGAGUGUCCCUUUUAACCCCUUAAGGACACAUGACAGAAAUAUUCCCUCAUGAUUCCCUUUUAUUCCAGAAGCUAUGUCCUUAAGGGGUUAAUAGCUGAUAAUGUGUAUUAAGUUUUUGUAUACAUAUAAUGUGUAGGUAAGACUAAUGUUGGUUCAAAAUACUUCUCUGCAUUUUGCUUCUGUUUAAUAAAUGGAUUUGAGGAACAAAAGUUUUCAUAAGAGUGGCCAACUAAACCCAACUCAUUUUAUCACCGUGAUAUAGGAUAUGGGUGGCCAACGAAAAUAAAUAAUAUGGCAACAAUGUCUGUGGGAGGAAGGAGAUAUUAUUUUUAUACCAAGUAUUAUACAAUAAGAAUAUAACUACUUAUUUCCUAUGGGAAAUUCAAGCCAUUGCAGGGUUUAAUGCUAUCCAGCAAAUGAUCAAAUUAAUAUUGCAUUUAUUGGCUUUCUGAUUUAAUUGCAGAUUAAGUCAAAGACUGUGUCACAAUGUGUUGAGUAUUACUACACAUGGAAAAAGAUCAUACGCAUGGGACGAAGGCAAAGAACCAGACUUCCUGAAGUUAAUGAAGAAGACACGGUAAAUUAACUUGAAGACAGUUACAUUAACAUGACAUAUCUGACAUAGAAAUAGCCCAACCUCAGUACACAGCAACAUCUGCUUCUCCAACUAUAGUCUCUUAGAACAUUGCUCGAUAACUGGCAGACUGACAUCCCAUGUUUCAUGGCAGCUGGUUACCCACAGGAUUCACAAGUGUGAAUUUAAUUCACUAGAUUUUGAGUUGCAUUUCACAUGAUGCUUAGCCAGUAUACAAUUACAAAAUGUAACACUCCCUGUUCAUAUAUGGAAGAGUUAGUGAGGAUGUGUUGUCAGUUAAAAAAACUUAAUUGUUUGAUGAUAUAUAUCUUUUCGUAUGCCAAUGUGGCAAAAACAACAUAGUGUGCUCGAUAUAGAGAGAAAUGUAUUUCUUAGUUAUAAGACUUUAGUAGCAAUAUAGGUCAGAGUGAUCCAGUAGAUGUGAUCUGCUUGGAUUUCGCUGAGGCUUUUGAUAUAGGUCCACAGAAAAGGUUACUAGUAUAAUUAAAAUCAGUUAGUUUCUAGGAAAACAUGUGUUCUUGGAUAGAACAUUGGCUUAAAGAUAGAGUAUAUAGAGUAGUUGUAAAUGGAACAUUUUCAAAUUGGACAAAAUUGGUUAGUGUUUUUUCCUGGAACAACUUCUCUUUAAUCUGUUUAUAAAUCAUCUUGAAGGGGCAUUGGAAGUCAUUUGUUGGUGUUUACAGAGGACACAAAAGUAUAAAAUACAGUCUGAACAUGACACAACUUCUCUAUGGAAGGAUUUGGAUACACUGGGGGACUGGGCAGACAAGUGGCAGAUGAGAUUCAGAGAAAUGUAAAGUCAUGCAUUUUGGAAUAAGGAACCCACAAGCCACUUAUACAUUAGGUGGGUUUGUGUUAGGGAUAACAUUACAUGAAAAGAACUUGGAACAAUUAUAGAUCACAAACUAGGAAACAGUAUGCGAUGUCUGUCUGCUGUUGCAGAAGCUAGUAAGGUGCUUUUGUGUAUUAAAAGGAGUUUUGAUUCACCUGUUCCAAAUAUAAUUGAGAAUUCAAGGAUAUAAUUGUAUGUAUACAGGUUGAUGAUCCACGGAAAAAUCUGAUUGCCAUUGUGUAAUCAGGAAGGAUUUUCCCUCUUUUUGUUUCAUUAUUGGAAAUGGCUACUAUUGGUGGGGGUGGUAUACCUUCCUUUGGAUCAACAGCAUAAAACAAUGGGCUUGAGGGAUGAACUUGAUGGACUUUAGUCUCUUUUUUUCAAACUAAACAACUACGUAAUAAUAAUAGUAAUAAUAAUCUGGGCUGCCAUCAGACAUUUUGGGGGCCCUGACGCAGCCCACCUCCAUGCCUGCCCACAUGGCCUGCCCCUGAGCCUAAGUCCACCCAUAAGGAAGAAGUGUGUGUGCACUGAAUUUGGUGUGUGUAUAUUGGAUGUAGAAGGUGUGUAGUGGAUGCAAAGUACUUGAGUAAAGUGGACGUGGUGUGUGUUGUGGAUGCCAUGUUUAUAGUGGAUGCAGAUUUUAUGUUUUUGUGUAUUAGAAGCAGAGUGUGUUUCUGUAGUGGAUAGAGUGUAUGGUAGUAUAGUGGAUGUAGUGUGUAUAGUGAAUGCAGAGUGCGUGUUUGUGUAGUGGUUGUAGUGUGUGUAUAGUGAAUGCAAAAUGUGUGUUUGUGUAGUGGAUGUAGUGUAUGUGUGUAUAGUGAAUACAGUGUGUUUGUGUAGCAAAUGUAGUUUUUGUGUGUAUAGUGAAUGCAGAGUGUGUAUAAUGAAUGCAGACUGUGUGUUUGUGUUGUGGAUGUAGUGUUUGUUUGUAUUAGAUGCAGUGUGUAUAGUGACUGCGGAGUGUGUAUAGUGACUGCAGAGUGUGUGUUUGUGUAGUGGGUGCUGUGUGUAUGUUGAAUGCAGACUGUGUGUUUUUGUAGUGGAUGCAGUGUGUGUGGUGAAUGCAGUUUGCAUGUUUGUGAAGUUGAGAUGUGUGUAUUUGUAUAGUGAAUCCUUUGUGUAUAGUGAAUGUGAUGUGUGUGUUUGUGUAGUGAAUACUGUGUGUGUUUGUGUAGUAGAUGUUGUGUGCGUUUGUGGAGUGAAUGCAGUUUGUGUGUGUGUGUGUGUGUGUGUGUAGUGGAUGUCUUUAUGUUUGACAAAUGCAGUGGGGGUAUUUUUUUUCCUUCUAAUUUUGAUUAAUUUAAAAAAAAUGUAUUCCCCCCCCUUCCCUGCCUCUUACAUAUAGACAUUGGAUUCCCUGGUGGUCCAGUCGGUGGCCCAGCUGGUUGGGCCAGCAAAGAGGGGCCCUGCAGUCUUCAUCUUUCCCCUCCGGGCAAAACUUCUUCGCGAGCCUGGCAUGCAUUCUGUGUAGCGGAGUGUUGUCGUGGCAACCCGCGGCAACGCUUUACAGCCGCGGCUCGCAAUAGUGCCGGAGGUCAAUGUGAAGCCAGCAAGGCCCAAAGAGCUAUAUAUAUAUAUAUAUAUAUAUAUAUAUAUAUAUAUAGCGGUACCCACUAUAUAUAUAUGCUCAUUGAAGGGCCGGGGGUACGGACAGACAGAGCAUUACCAGUACAGUCCGGGGCACCCAGGACCGCCGGGCCCGUGACAACCAUUAAGGUUGUCACCCCCUGAUGGCGGCCCUGCUAAUAAUAUCAAAGUAUAUAAUGACGAAUGGUCCAUUUAGCUUGUCUCCAGUUUUGGAAAAUGUCCUGGGGUCCAGUUGUUAUAAAAAGAAGCCCACAUGAAAUCUUUGAGAAUGUAUGCUUCUUAACCUAUGUUUACAUUGGUAAAGGGAGAAAUGGGUCUGGUACCUCACUUCUCCUAAACAAGGCAAAAAGAUAGAACAGCUAUAAUAGAGUAAGAUUGAUCAAAGAGGAGAAAAGCUGAAGUUUGAGAUGGUCAGUAGGUGAUGAAAGAUUUCUAGUGUAACCAAAACACAAUCAGGAAGCAGUCAGUGUUCACAAACCCUACAGUAUUUUCCUCUAUGUAGAGUUAAAUGAACACGACAGUGACCAAUCCUGAUAGCUAAACAUCAUAUAGCGAUGGUUAGUGUGGGCAUCGUAGAUGUUUGGGAAAAAUAUUUUACAUCAUAUUCAUCAUGGUGCCACGUUAAAAAUCACUGAAUAGGCAUUGUUCAUUACCUGUGUCUUGUGAAAUGAAUCUGUUGUCUACCAAUUUUAGUUUAAAGAGGUGGGACUCGAAAAAGCCACAAGUCUACCUGUGAAGAAAGUAUUUUUCAGAACGUAACUGAAUACCUUUGUCUGCGGUCAAUGACAGAAGGAAGUGAAAUUGUGGGGAAAUACUGUUUUAUGAAAAAAAGAACUUUAAUUGCCGUCAGAUUUCAGAGCUUAAAACAUCUGAUCAAAGGGAAUGGAAAUAAGGCAGGAAGUAACCAUUUCAUUUCCUGCACAGAAUUCAGCAAUCCUGUACAUGUUAUCAUGAUAUUACAAAGUAGCAGAAACUAGAAUAACUCAAAUUGCCCCAAUAUUGGGAAGAGUGGCUUUUGGAAAAUUCCCACCGUACGACUGGAUAUUUGUACAUAGACAUCAAAUCAGGGAGAGUACAUAGAGAUGGAUAAGCAAUUCACUGACACUCCUUUUUGUUUUGCAAAUGUAUAAUUAAAAUCAAGUUUUAUUCUUAACCGUUCCUAAUCAGUGGAACUGAUAUAUGCUGUUUACACUGCUAGGUUUGAUUUUGUAGCUGUCCGUUACAAAAUAGCAUAACAUGUUGCCUCAAACCUUUGCAACGAGUAUUUCACUGUACCUUGAUCUUUAAAUAUAAAUGCACUGUCAGGGUUGCUCACUAAAGAGAGAAUUUUAAGUGAAUUUAAAAUUUAAGGUCAGAGUAACAAAACUUAAAGCAUAGUUAACUUAGAUAUUGUUUUCCAUUUCAGCUAUUUUGAUCUUAAAUCUGAAAUUCACUUCUAAUUCUCUUUUUUAGUAAAUAGUAAAUCUGUUUAGACAUUCAAGUAUGUACAAAGUAAUAAUACAUGGCCCUACCUAUGUUCGCUAUUUUUUUGUUCUAGACGAGCGUUGAUGACAUAGAGGAGGAUGAAGAUCUGGAAGAAAGAAAAUGUGAAGAAGACGUUGAACAAGUGCUAAAAUCUCCAGAACCGCUGCAGACAGCAGAUCUGAAUCAACCAGUGGUUCAGAAUCUCGGCCCACCUAUUGGAUCGUUCAUCUGUGAAAUGGGCAACUGUGGAGCAGUAAGUUUCAAUGCAACUUUUCCUAGUAUGGUCCAUCUGUCCGCACACCCUGCAUGUUGACACAUCACGGAAUAAUGUGAACGACUUCAUCGUGUCGAUUAAGAACAGUAGCACCCCAACCUGCAGUUACUGAGAGUAUCUGAAUAGCAUUUCAGUCUGGACUAAAAUUAUUAAAGUAGAGCGGACUUUUACAAAAUUUACUUGCAUUCUAGAGAUUCUUUUUUUUACAGACAAUUAAAACAUGAUGUGGUUUUACCCAGACGGCAAUAAAACAAGACGUUUUUCCUACCACAAUAAAAUGUGCUUGCUAUGAAAUAUAAAGUUAGAAGCUGUUUGUAAAUUAGGUUAAUAAUGCGUCUGAAUGACAGAGGAUUAGCCAGGAGUACAGUAGAGCACUGGUUGCUGACAAAAUAAAUAUUGAUUUAAACAUCUAUUGUACGUUUUUUAAAGUUCCUUAUUUUCCCUAAGGUCAGGGUUUGCAACCUAUAGUGCUGGGAGGCUGUCGGUGAGUCGUGGGUAAUGUAGUACUUUCAAUGGACUUGUGAUUUCACAACUGUUAAAGGGACACUCCAGUGCCAGGAAGCCAAUCAGUUUUCCUGGCACUGCAGUUCCCCUCUCUCUCCCACCCCCCAUCCCCGGUUGCUGAAGGGGUGAAAACCACUUCAGUCACUUACCUGAGACCCCCGCGGUGGUUUCUGCUCGCUGCCGCUCCUCCUCUUCCUUGCGUCAGCCGGUGGGCGAGACUGAUCCUGCCUGCCGGAUGAGGAGACCUAAUGCGCAUGCGCAGUAAUGCUGCGCACGCGCAUUAGAGCUCUCCAUAGGAAAGCAUUGAAAAUGCUUUCCUAUGGGGAAUUGAGCGACGCUGGAGGUCCUCACACAGCGUGAGGACGUCCAGCGACGCUCUAGCACAGUGUGCUAUGGAGCAGGAAGUGGAGCAGGAAGUGCCCUCUAGUGGCUGUCUAGUAGACAGCCACUAGGGGAGGACUUAACCCUGCAAAGUAAUUAUUGCAGUUUAUAAAAAAACUGCAAUAAUUACACUUGCAGGCUUAAGGGUAGUGGGAGUUGGCACCCAGACCACUCCAAUGGGCAGAAGUGGUCUGGGUGCCUACAGUGUCCCUUUAACCAUACACCUAUGAAUUGUUGAACUACAAUUCCCGUGAUUCUCUGCUAACCGCACAACCACAUGUUAUUGUUGUGACUUAUGUGUUUACUGGUGUUGUAGUUGCUAUAUGAUUACUUUCAUUUUUAAAAAUUUUUAAGGGACACUAUAGUCACCAAAACAACUUAAUGAAACAGUUUUGGUGUAUAGAUCAUGCCCCUGCAAUCCCACUGCUCAAUUCUCUGUUUAUGAACCCUAGUUACACCUCCCUGCAUGUGAUUUGCACAGCCUUCAACACUUCUUGUAAAGAGUCAUCUAAAGUUUAUCCUUCCUUUAUUGCAAGUUCUGUUUAAUUUAGAUUUUCUUAUCCCCUGCUAUGUUAAUAGCUUGCUAGACCCUGCAAGAGCCUCUUGUAUGUGAUUAAAGUUCAACUUACAGAGCAAGAGACAAAAUUAUUUAAGGUAAAUUACAUCUGUUUGAAAGUGAAACCAGUUUAUUUUUUCAUGCAGGCUCUGUCAAUCAUAGCCAGGGGAGGUGUGGCUAGGGCUGCAUAAACAGAAACAAAGUGAUUUAACUCCUAAAUGGCAGUGAAUUGAGCAUUAAAACCUGAGAAGCAUGAUCUAUACCAGGGUUCCUCAAACUCCAGCCCCCCAAAUGUUGCUGAACUACAACACCCAUGAUUCUUUGAAUUACAUAUAUAGCCAGAGAAUCAUGGGAGUUGUAGUUCAGCAACAUCUGGGAGGCCGGAGUUUGAAGACCCCUGAUCUAUACACUAAAACUAUGUCAUUAAGCUAAAGAUGUUUAGGUGACUAUAGUGUCCCUUUAACUUUUCUAACCUAAUAAUAUUAAUAGAGAGAAAUGAAAUAGAUUAAAGGUGCAAACAAAAUGCCACAUGUAUAUGAUUUUAUUACAAGUAUGAUCUUGUUGAUUUGAUCAUUGUCGUGACAGCCUCUGAAACUGAAACUUGAUGUCACCACUGUCUGUAAUUACAGGUAUUUUGCUCCAGACAAGCUUUGAAUGGCCAUGCGCGUGUUCAUGGAGGAACAAAUGUACCAGCCAGAAUAUUAACAGUCACACCUACAUCCAAGCAGAAAUCAAGCACUCCAAGUGGGCACUGUUCCAUGAAAAGCUCUCCGGCACAUAGCACCACCAGUGGCGAAACAGAUGCAGCUACAAUUUUCCCUUGCAAAGUGUGUGGCAAGUAAGGGAAUCCUUUUUUUAUAAAACCUCUAACAUUUGAAAAUUAAGAUUACAUUGAGAUAGAUGACAAGUAUUGCCAGCUGUAUAUUAAUUAUGAGCUAAUUAGCAUGGCUGCUGCAGGCAUAAUAACUUUCAUGGGAUAAUAUUAUAUGGGGAUAUAUGGAACACUCCAAACACCAUAACCCCUACAGCUCGAUCAGCUUACACUCUCAGCCAACCAGCUAGGCCCUACAUGGGUGUAUAGUAUCCUUUACAUUUAAAGUUUCUGAUGAGAUGCAACUAACUCAGAAUUGAAAGAUGGAUAAGAAAUAUUCAACAGUAAGGUCUUAUUUACUCAGGGGUAAUGACUGGCCUUUAUCUGACUGCCAGUCACUGGGAAAGCAGAUUUUAAAAACCACCUAAACUAUCCCGUUGGUUUUCAGAUUCAUUUCUCAGGCAGUGUGUGUCACACAUUCAUUUUCAAUGGACACUUUAGGACACUCAUUGCAUUGUACAGAUAAUCAGUUCAAUACAAUCUGUUAGAAAUUAUUAAAAGAAAAAAAAAACACUAAAACUUAACUGGGGCAGAAACAGUAGACAGAUCUCUCCUAGAACAGGAAGAUGCUUCACCAAUCAGCCAUUAUGUUUAUAGCCAUUAAAUGUCUGUCCAGGAGGAUCCAUGGGAUAAGCUGUUUACCCACCUAGUGAAAUUCCACUCAUUCCAUAAGUUAAGUGGAGCUGAUGAAUAAACUGCUAAGUAGGUGAUAUCCUGACCACACACGCACAUGUGCAAAAUGUACCUCAACAGCCGUGCAUGCAGCUUGCGUACAUGCUGGGAGACAGGGACCAGGGUACUCUCUGCAUCAUAACCUAUGCUUUAAGUACAGGCUGCUAAUGUGCUUAAAGUGACCCUUAUGUGGGAAAUUAAGGGUGUAAAGGAGGAAGCAGAAACAGGAACCUUAUUACAUUAAAAGGACACUGUAGGUUUUAAUGCCUGGAGUCCUCCUGGCAUUGUCCCUCCAUUCAGUUUAAUUUAUGUUUGAGCAGUUUAACUCUAUCUAAGGGACCCUGGUCACCCACAGCCCAGCAUCUACUGGAGGUAUGGGUAAGGAAAAGUUUAAACAUUUCCUUCAAGACUUGCCAUUUUGAAUUGGCACAUUUUCAUGUGUACUAUAAACACAAAAUUAAAUAUUUGGAAUUUAAUAGACUCGUGUUUGUGAUCCUUAAUUUAGGGUGUUUUUGAAGAUCAAAAGUCGGAACGCUCACAUGAAAACGCACAGGCAGCAGGAGGAACAGCAGAGGCAGAAAGCACAGAAAGCUGCCGUGGCAGCGGAGAUGGCCGAUGCCAUCGCUAGGACCAUAGAUAGGAACAUGCCUGCCGAACACAGCUUGCUUCCAUUUGACCACCUCAGCUUGAUUAAAACCAUAGAGCAAGACUUUGAUGAUGAUGAUGUUGCCCAAGAUCUAGAAGAUGUCCUGGAGGAGACAGAAGUCAUGCACUCGGAUCUCCUUUUGGAUGACGAGGAUGUAGAUUUACUCCAGGAUGGUGCAGAUCUGUAGGGAAAAUGUUUAAAGACUUUUGCAUACCCAUUGGCAGAUGAAGGGAGAAAUUGCAUGAAGUCUAAAGAAUGCUGUACAAGUUGCUAUCGGUUGCAUGACUGUGACACUACUGACAGGCACAACCUUCGUAGGAUCAAAACAGACCAAUACAAAUAGUAUCUUUAAGGGAUUAUGGCCAUACUUGAUGUGAUAGAAAUGGUACUGGUGUCCAAAGUUGCCUUACUGCCAACCACUUGCUUCGACGGGGUACUGUGACAUGAUGUGUUUCAUAAAGUAGCACUGGUUAGUUAAUUUGGCCUUACAUAAAGGUCAUUUCACUUUUUUUUUUUUUUUUUUUAUGGAUCCUUAACAGAAUUAUAAGUUCACCUUGAUUGGAUCAACACAUUAAAUGCCAAUUUCUACCUCUCUAUCAUUUAUAAGGGCAAGUCUAUGUGCUCUAAAGUUUAGUGUUUACAUAGCUGGAUGUGAAAAACAAACACACACAAAAAAAAUCAGAUAUCUCACUUUAGUAUCAUCAUUUUAUCAGUGACUGUUAUUUUCCAGUUUGCAUUUCCUAACUUUAUUUCUUGCUGCCCUGAAGGUAACAUCUCUUUGGGUUAGCAACAGGGUAUCUUAGGUUCCUCUGAGAUUUAGAAAAAAGUCUUCCCUGGAUUCAUAGGACCGAGGUAACUGAUAAUUGAGAGGUUAGGUUAGCAUGAAUUUUUCAAGAGAAGACUUGAAAACAAAAAUAUAAGAAUAGAUUUGGAAAAUGUCCUUACUAUAUCUCCAAAAACAAAUAUCCCACCUAGGCUAGUAAUAUCUAACUUGUUUGUAUUAAGGUAGUCAUUUUAUGACCAGAAGUCCUUCAUUUGUAACAAACUAUAGAAAUCACUUGAGUUGUGUAAGGCACACUGAAAAAAAUAAAUGGCAACAAACAUGCUAAGUGUAGAACGCAGACAUCUGAAAUUCUGAAUGUACCUUAGUCCUUGGAGAGGUUCUUAUACUGAUUGAAACUUGAAAUUAAACUGAACUGACAGAUUCCCCAUGAAGAGAGGAAAAAGCUUUAAUCCCCAGAAAACAAAAUUGUUAUUCAGGUAAAGUAAAAUACAGCCGGUGCAUAAAGAGAGAAGUGCUGAAUGAAUUCUGACACAUUUCGUGUCUGCUUGGGCACUUCUUCAGAGACACAUGGCACACAACUAGCGACAAUUCUUCAAAAACGGGUGAUAAUAAAUACAGUGUGAACUGCUUAACCUAGGGAAAUAAACCGCUUGGUUUAGACAAGAUAUUGGUCCGGGAAUACUUAAUUAGCUGAACUCUCAAUAUACUGUGGGUUUUGGUAGAUAUAAUAUUCAGCGCUGCCUCAACCAAUCCCUAAUUAUGACAAGUCAUUUCAAGGAUAGAGAGGUUAAAUGCCUAAACAUUGUAUGCAUGUAGUGUAGUAGUAUGUGUUCUUCUAUAUAAUUUUUAUUGCAUUUACCAUGCAACAUACACUGUUCAAUGUUAAAACUACUGGUGUGUUGGGGAGCUAUUAACCACCAGCUUGAUAGGCUUUCCAUCCCAAGGCAGUUUAAUGUGAAUGGUUGUCUAAAGGGUGUCCUGCAUUAUUUUAUGCGCAUACGUCCUUUUGGAUAUGGCCAAUUAUGAGAGCCCUACAAGUAUUUCCUUUGGAAUUUUUUCUUACUGUACGGUAUAUGACUGUGGCACAACGGAACAAUACAAGGCGAAUAGCCGAGUUUCCCUCGGGCCUGCUUCACGCCUACCUUGUAUGAUGUAAUCCUGGAGACAUGCCUAUCUGCUAUCCAGAGCGUUUGGUGGUGUGGAUUGACACUGCACUUCCAAGACUCCUAACCACUAAAAUAUAGUGAUUUUUGGCCACUAAGAAGGGGUGAACUACUGUAUGCACUGUAACAACUUCAAUUAGAUGAAAUAGUUAUAGUGAGUACAGUAUUGCUUUAAGGAUAAAAUAGCUAAAUUAAAAGCACAGCAGACUUGGAGAAUUCACCUUAAAAUCCAAUCAAGUCUUACUUUAUUGAAUAACCCUGUAAGAGUUGACUAAGAAGCAGUGAAAUGGUUCGUUUUCUGGAAAUAUAACUGGCUUUAUGGAGAAAAAUCAUUUAGGUAUUUUAUGUUAUUCUUUGGUAAACUUUUCUCCAUAACACGCAGUUUAGAAUAAAACGUAUAGUGCAGGACGAAGAACCUUUACUCUGUGUAGUGAUCCUAUGGAUACGAUAUUUUUUACAAAUCUUGACUCGUUUUCAAUUUCAGACUGCCGUGGUUUUCCGAAAUGUUUUUUCCUUAAACGUCUGUUAAACAAAAGAUUUUCAAAUGCAUUUCCCCCAUGUACCUUAAGAGAAUAUGCCUUCUAUUUCAGUGAAUAGGGAAAAGGGUAUUUUAAAAUUUUAUUUUUUUCUUGGUUCUAGGGUUCAUUUUCCUGUUAAUUGUUUGAUUGCCAGAGAGGAGUGAAUGCACUGGGGGAUGGGGGGCAAUUACCUUGGUGCCUUCGGAUCUCCUUGAGCACACUUUGGGCUAAGCUGUAUCGUGUGUCAUAGCAUGUAAAUAACAAGUUCUGAGAAUGUAUUUUAGGAGAAAAUGAAACUAUUUUGAAAAAGUAUUUAACUGCUCUUCUAUUUUUUCAGUGAUAAGGUGUAAAUAUUUUUUUAAGAAUUACAAUGAUUAAAUAUAUAUAUAUAAAAAAAUAAGUGUUCGGUUUCUAUACACUUAUUUAACCCUUUUGCAAUGCAUUUUAGUUUCAAUGAAGAGGGCAAAGACACCACAUUUCAUCAUCAUUAAUGUCCAUUCUUGUCCUCUGAACUCUUGACAAGCCAGAUUGUGAAAGAUUUGUAAGGGAAUAUUAACUAAAGCAAGGAUUACGUGGCAUUCUAAAGGGAAUUGCAAAUUUAGAACAAAAUAGCCAUUUUAUAAUUAGCAGUUGGCUUAUCAGUUCUCAGUGAAUAAACCUUGUAUUAUUUAAAAUAUAACACUAUAGCCUAAAGUGACAUUGAAUUAAUUCUUCAGCCAAAAAAAAGCCUUCCUUUUUAGAAACUAUCAGCAUCAGGUUCAACUGCAGAAUGCUUUUAACCCAGACAGAGAUAUUCUCUCCAAAAAUGAAAACACUCAGAAUAAGUAUUUUUGUUUUAAAAUGGGCUAAUUUAGGCUACAAAUCACAUAAGUAGAAAUAUUAGCUAUUUUGUUUUGGAAUUUGGAAUUCCCUUAUCAGUUCGGCAUUGAAUAUUCCCUGUUUAGUGAUUGACACUAGUAUAGUGCUUUGUGCUUGAAAUUAAUUACUUGGUUUCAUAGCUGGACUUGAGGACAAACCUUAGGAACUGUCACAAGGCUGUUGUGAGCCUAACUCCCUGACAUUAUACUGCCCUUUUAUUGCGGUUUUAUAUCUAGUUUCAUGUUAUGAGUUAUAGACUUUUCGAUCUGAGGUUAUUUUAUUUUUUUACUAUGCAUUGCAGCAAUUUGUUUUUGCAUCCAAGUUAUAUCUGGCAAAAGAAACAUUACAAGAUGCAACAUGAUGAUUGUGUUCCCCACCCCGAAGAAGGCAGCAUUAUAUUGUUAAAGCUGUACUUGUUAUAUAUAUGUAUGUAAAGAAAAAAUAAAAAUAAUUUCAUGUUCA